CUUGUGAAUAAACUAGCAAUUAAACCCUCCCCCCUGCUUCAGGUGUUCAGUUUGGGGGUAUCAAAAUGCUUGUCUGCAUAGGCAUAUGUCUGUGUGUACCAAAAAUGUGACCAACACAUGUUCUGCAACCCCCUCAGCUCCAAAAACAACAACAACACACAUUUCACUUUGAAAGGUGUAUUUCAUCCGGAGAUUUUCUACUGGAAGAUAGGCCCCUGGUGUGCCACACAUAAUCUGAGCAAGAAACUCAGAUGAAUGUCCAAGUUACUUUUUGCGGCUUAUGUAGCUACAAACACAUUAUGGCUCAAAUAAUAUUCAGAUGGUGUCUCAUAAAGUUCAAUCUCUGAAGUGAAACAAUUCUGGGCCUAGCCAGGGCAGGGGCGUUGCAUUCCAUUUCACUGCCUGAGGUGAAACAGGAACGUGACACGCCACUGCAGCCUCCCUGACCUGAGUUGUGAAGGGACAGCGAGUUCUGGCAAGAUCUCAUGAAAUCUCACCAAAAUCUCUUGAGAUCUCAUGCGAGAUCUCACAAAGUUUUGAAAAUCUCUCGUAAGAUUUCAGAAGCCAGUGCUGCUGUCAGCAGAGGCAGCAGGGCGGGCAAGGUUAUCCAAAGCAGCUGCCUCACCCUGCCUCGCAGAUUAGACAGCCCUGCUCCAUUGGGAAAAUUGUCCUCGUUCCUACUCUCUGCUUCCUCUUGACCAAAUUCCUGAUCCACAAGAGGACCUCGCCUCUUUUUCCUUCCUCAGGACUCUCUGGAGGAGGGAGAAUGCGUUUUAAAUGUAUGGUGAGUCUGCAGCCACCACCUCCUAUCUCCUCCCACCUACCUCCAGCCUGAAUUCGUGUCACAGUGAAAGAAGCUUCCUACAGGCCAGACUGAGAGGGAUUGAAGAGGGUGAGGCCUAAUUUUCAGCUUUCAUUGCUCCCGAGGAGACAAAGACUAGUACUUUAUCUGGGACAUGGCAGAUUGGCACUUAAAGAGGUGUUGUUCUCAAUGGAAUGAACUCAAGACUUUCCUCUUAAUUCCACUGUUGAUUGUUUAUCCUGCCCAACCCCAUCUCUAUGGAAGGAGAUCAGAUUAGAAAGUCUCUGGUGAGUCUGGAAGAAAAUCCAGCACUUUCUGUGAUUCAGCUGCCAGUGCUGUUGAGUAAGGCCCCUUUAUUGCUAAGGUUUUAUCAGGGAUCUCGAGACCCUUGAAAGGCAUUAAGGGCCUAAUAUGCAAAUCUCUGUUGCCCUAAACCCUUGCCUUGUAACUAGAAGGCUGAUAUUGAAAGGUGACUUCUCCUGGGUCACCUUGAUCACUACUUCACUGAAACUGUGUGUGUAAAUCGAAGAUGGGGAGCUUGCAGCCAUCCAGUUAUUACUGGACUCCCAGCUUCCAUCAGCAUAGCCAGUAUAGGCCCAUGGGAUUAUGGGAGUUGUAGUCCAGAACACCUGGAGGGCAACCAGCUUCCUAUCGCUGAUAUAAAUGUUGCUUUACCUUCUGAUGGAAAGGCCAAGCCUCCUCAAAACUGUCAACAAUAAGGAGUUUAAAAUCUUUCAUUAGUCUCUGGCGUUUAGUUGAUGAAUUAAAUUUUAUGGCAAUUAUAUAUUGCAAAAGAGCUGUGGCUCAGUGGUUCAGUCCCUGGCAUCUCCAGGUUGGGCUGGGAAAGAUUCUUGUCUGAAACCCUGGAGAGCUUCUGCCAGUCAGCCAUAAUUAACAACAACAACAACAAUAAUAUUUUUCAGAUUGAAUGUUAUGCAGUGGACUUCCUGAGGUAUGCUGGUUUGGAGCAACAGGUGGAAGAGAUGGAGCAAUGCGUCUAUGCUUGCUGCCUCCUGGGCUCCUUUGUAGAGCCUGCUUUUGUUAGCUUACAACAAGAGAACUAAAAAAGGGAUUGGGAUUCUGCUAGUUAAACCAAGUAGGCACUGCAGAUGCUUUUCAUCUAGCAUAGUCAUUGGACCUUGCCAUGUUAGAAAUAGAAGGAUGUCAAAGUUUUACCAGAGGGGCUGGAUAUUUGAAGAUAUUUAAGUCUUUAUUAGGUAUAGCAAGAGCGAGCUUGAAAUUUAGGGGGAGGACGUGGCUUAGUGGUACAGAAUCUGCUUUGCCCCAAAGUCAUGCUUGCUUAAGACAGGGUGAUAUGUUUUGUGUAUGCAAGGGCUUUGCUGUCAGCAUGAGAGGCUUCCGUCAACAUAGUGAUGUUUCUUGGUGUCUGUAUAGUAUGUUCUGUUUCCACAGAUUGAUAGAAUCAUGUAUCCGGAAGAGUUCCUAUGGGUCAUACCCAGCAAAUUCCUUAAAUUUAAAUGAUACCCAGCAGCCAAUCACCCAUUUUCUCUUGAAAACCUCCAGAUAAAGAGAUUCUAUAAUUUCCUUGGAGACAAAUAUUCAGUGGUUAUUUCUCUGAGGGUCCCACAUAGAGAGUCUAAGCCGCUUCCUGAAGGAAGCCUUCUGGAGUACACAGGGUUGACGGAUUGUUUUAAAAAUCCACUAGGCAGAAUUGCAGGCUUGUGGUUAUUCUCUAAAAUGAGGGCAUCCUUGGCAGAUUAGCAUCUGCCUGCAUAAGGGUCAAACGUAGAGUUAUAAGGUUAUAGCCCAGUCAUAGCCCCAAGUAAUAACAGUUCCCAUCUCGACUACAGAAAAACAUGGAUCUUUGCCUAGGUGGAAAAAUGCAGAGCCAGCUACUGUCAUGGUGCACCACAUUUAAACACCCAGCACAGGCCAUUUAUACAAAGGCUGUGAUUAUAGAGAGGAAAGGGAUUAUUUGAACACCUGUAAAUAGCAGAGGAAAACCCCACUGCUGUUCCGGAUGAUUCUAGAUAAACCCCACAAUCCCAUAUCCACUGUGGUCCAAAGCGCUUAAGGAUCCUCCAUUCCAGAGAACUCCCCAACCUCAUGGAAUUUAUCAUGCUUGUGUCAUGAGAUUCCCAAUGAAGAAAAAUCCCCGAGAAAAUAAAAGCCUCUUAGCCUAACUAGGGUUGCUAGGAAUUUCCCAGACAUACACGGAAUACCGUAUCCGGAAGCAGUGUCCUGGCAGAAAUUGGCUAAAUUUUGCCGAUCUUCCUAAAAAAAAGGCCAAAUUCUUUGUGAUUUUGCAAAAAAGGUAAACAACUUUUCUGUCCAGAUGUUCACUUAUUGAAAUAUGGCAACCCUAAGCUUAACGUACCUCACAGAGGCGUUAUGGGGAUUCCGUGAAGAGGGGAAGAGCUACAUAGCCACCUUGAGUUCCUUGGAGGAAAAGGUGGGCUAUAAAUGAAAUAAAUAAAUGCUCUGAUUCAGACCAAGGCAACUUCGUACAUUUGUCAUAAUAAAUAACAAGAUGAAAGAUGAAAAAAAAUAUUUUUUAAUAAUUCCAGUUAUUAAUGUUUAAUAAUUCCAGUUAUUAUUCAAUCAAUUCCUACAUUUGAUUCUUCCUGAUGUUUUCAUAACUGGAUGCCCAGAUCCUCAACACAUUCUUUAUCAGAGUUAGAGGUAUAAAAGGAACUGAGCAAAGAAGAGCACUGGCUUCCUACCUGAAGCGCUAACCUUUUGUAACACAGCCCAAUCUCUGCCUUUUUCUUUCACCUUUUCUUAUGCAAGAGCCUCACAGUUGCUGGCUCGUGUUCAGGUUGUGGUUAAAAGAAACUCAGUGCUGCUGCCUCGCCAGGUUUCUCUCCUUUUGUAGUUAAGUACCUGAUUUGUCUUUGCAAAAGUUUAUCUUAAUGUGCUAAUCCUUAAAAAGUUUUAUCAAAAUCAUUCCGAGUUUCAACUGAAUCCUCCCAAUGUUCUCACUGCUGCAUAGCUCUGUAACAAUUUCCAGAGGGGGUAGCCGGGCUGCUGUGUAGUCCAACAGAAACAACAAAGAGUCUUGUGGCACCUUAAAAACAAACACGUUCCUUAUGGUAAAAAAGCAUUUUGUGGACUACAGUUAGCGCUGACUUAAUUUCUGAAACUAUGUUAGGUAAUUUGAUGGAAAGCGUCAAAAGUACUAGAGCCAGGUAGGCAGAUAUUUGCAGAAUGCUCGCGAGUCAGUGCACUGUACAAGCUAGCAGUUUCAGCUGAGGACUGCACUGCCAGACCAUUUGGCAAGACCAGGGCUGGCCCUACCAUUAGGCAAAAUGAGAUGAAUGCCUUAGGUGGCAGAUGAUGGGGGGUAGUAGGGGAAGCACGUGGCUGUUUCUCUCCCCCCCUCCCCCCAACACUCUUUUGGAAGACAGAAUUACAUUUGUUGUACAGCCUAUCCUGUCCACCCCAGAACCAGCCUGCUGCCUCAGGAUGCUAUUCCAUCAUCAGAGUUGAAGGCAAAUUCAAUUUUCACUCUAGCAGGGGCAUUCCCAGAAGUUGGUUAAGUUGGCACAAGAGGGUGCAAAAAUUGUGAAGAAAGACAAAGAGAGACAGUGAUUGCCAAGGGCACAAGGAUAUGGGGCAGGGGUACAGCUCCUUGCCAAGGGUACAAGAGAGCUUAGGUACACCUCUGCACUCCAGUCAGCUUCUGUACCUGGAAUAGGCAGGAGGCACCAUCUUGUCUUUCGUCUCAGACAGAAAAAUGUCUUGGGCUGGUCCUGAUCAAGACAUUUUUCCAUCUGGGAUAUGAACAGAUCUGAUCUACCUUUCACACUCUAGAUUACUUGCAUAGUAUGUAUGAAACAUUUUGGACACUCUAAAUUUCUAUAUUAAUGCAUCAGCUUUCCCUAUUAUUAUCAUGUUAUUAUUUACAGAAUUCAUAGCAGAAUUAACAUUAACAAUUUCCCGUCUGCCUUUUGCUCCAUCUAUGUGUGCAUCCAUUGAGCAGCAGAGCCAUCUAGUCACAGCAGGAGUAAGACGGGGAUGGGGGGAUAUAUGUUCACUGGAUGCACAUCUGUCCAACACCCAAACCUUUAUGUGGAUUCGGCCCAUGAGGUCUCAAAGUGAGCAAUGCACUGCCAAAACCCUUGAAUUCUCAGGUGAAACCACAAGUAUCAAAAGCUGUUUAUUAUGAAACAGAAGACUACAGAGGUGCAUGCUAGCAUUCAGAAAAAUAAACAGAAAAAUAUGUAUUCACUUUUACCAUGGUUGGUAGUUACGGGUUGUUGUUUUUUUAAAAAAGAAAUGUCAUUAUUUAUUUGAACUUUAACUGAUCGAUCCACCGGGCAAAUUAUUUAUUCCAGUUUUAAACCCCUGCCCUUCCUUCAAGGAACUUAGGGUGGCAGCGUGUGGUUCACACCCCACACCUCUGCCACACUUUAUCCUCACAACUACAAGCCUGUAAAGUAGAUUAGACUAAAAGAUAACUCCUGUGCAGGAGUGAAAACUUGGGUAAUGUAAACAUGUAAGGGGAAAUACUGGCAGAAGCUGCUGUUGAGCUGCCCCCCCCCCGACAGCAGUGUCACUGCCCCUUACCUGGAUGGUGGGGGGAGGUGCAGGGUAGGUGGGGCGCUGAGGUUGGGGCUGCACAAGAAACCAAUCCUCACCACGUCCUGCCCCACUCCUGCCCCAAGUGGCAGCCACACUGCUGUUGGGGAGGGGACUUUGCAGCCCCUUCACGGCAGCCUCUCCUGUGUACUUGGCCUGGCUCUCUCUAAUAUUUUAGUGGGGGAGGGGCAAAGGUACCUCAACCCCUAGGAGUUGGCUCCUAUGCUUCCUCAGUCACCAUUACCAAGUAGGAAGGCAAAUGAAAUGAUGGUGGAGGGGAGGGAAGCCAGCACCCUUGCCUCUGCUGCUCUUCUUCACAUGGGCACAUUCACCCUACUUGUAAAGUCUACAUCUACGUAUGUGGUUUGCAGCUGAUUUCUCCAUAGGCAUCAAGAGACAGCUUCUCCUUCCUCUCAAUCGGCAGCUUGAGGGCUCACAGACUUUGGCCUAAUAUAUAGCAAGAGAAGACAAGGCAAUCUCUAGCAGGGGUGGGGAAUCUCAGAGCUCUCCAUCUGGCCCUUGGAACUCUCUCCAGGCCAUACUCUCACUGCCCCUCCCUGUAUUUUUACCCAGCUGCAAUGUGUCCUUGGAGAUGUGGGGGGAAGAAGCCUUCUGCUCCCCAUUCCCUCCUGUUCUAAAAAUAAAAUAUAUAUAUACGAAUAAGGAUGACAUGUGAUUAAGCGGUUGUUAGUGUCCCCCCUACCUUUUUGUGCCAUGACUCCCCAUUUCUGUAAUGCUCUCCCCAGGACGGUAUGUCUGGCUCCGACACUUUUUCAGCUCCAGGCUAAGGACUUUUGAAUGCACCCAAGUAUUUGAAUGUUCAUAGUUGUUCCUUGCUUGCUUUUUGGAUGUUUUUAGCUGCUUGCUGUUUUGUGGUGAUUGCUUCUGAUAAUUUCAUGGUGGGAAAUAUUUACUUGGGGGAUGUUCGGUGUGGUCACUUUUCAUGUGCGUCUUUAAUAUUUACUUGUUUGCUAUGCAAUUCACCUUGAGACCUUUGGAUGUAAGAUGAAUCGUGAAUAAAGUGAUAAUAAUAAGAAAUAAUGCUUUCCCGUUUGCUUGGGUGGAGAAUAGAGAGGGUGUGUGAGAGAGAGGGUGUAGAAAAGUAGUCUACUGCACAAAGGUAAACUUUACAUUUGUUGCCCCGCCUACUUUUGCCUCUUGCCCCACCCACCUCUGCCAUGUGGUUGCCCAGAAGAGAAUGUGGCCCUCAAGCUGAAAUAGGUUCCCUACCCCUGGACUAAAGGGAAGUUUAAAGCUAACACUAUCUAUCUGCAUUCUGAUCAAUGACUGUAAACGUCAACAAGCCUUUCAAGCCAAUAAUCCCAUUUCUUUAAUGCUUAAGAAUGGCAGCAGACAUGCAGAUAUUUCUCAAACCCUCAACAGGGAUUUGAAGCACAUUAAAAGUACUUGAGUGUCAUAAAUGUAGGUACAAAUAAUGCUAAUAAAAAUACAUUUUGUAAACAAACCCAUCCAUUUCCCCCCAGGCUAUUUCAUUACCAUGAUGGGAACUGAUAAUUUUUAAAUUUUAGGUUUCAGAAACCCAAAUAGCUCUGGUUAUCCUACAGCACCUACCAAAUAGUCAAGGCCUCAUAAGGAACACCAUCUACAGCCCAGACUCCUAUAUGAGGCAGGAGCAGCCAUUGACCAGCAGCCCCUCCAUCUACCCAGAACAGACAAGUCCUAGCUAUCUAAUGAUUAAAGAGCAGGGCUGUGUAAUUGAAUGACAUAUGGGGCAAUUUGUCUAUUAAUUAAAAUAUUCCUAAACUGCCCUAUAUCUGUUGAUAUUAGAGCAGGAUACAGCAAUAACGUAACUAAUGAACCCUGUACCUGUAUGUGUGAAUAUGGAAAAGCUAAGGCUGUAUAUACAUGUGUACCUAGAAGGAUCCAUGGACCCCGUUUGCAAGAUUCUUUGUUUACACGAGGACGCAUACGAACAGGUUAUACGUAACUGGCCAGAUGAUGGUGAUGUGUAUGCGAGCCUUGAGCUAUCGGAUUGCAGAGCUGCGCAUGCAUUUCUGUGGUCAUUUGCAACUGUGUCGGUAGGUGCUGCAGUUGUAUUUCGGCCACACACAAUGAUGCAGCCGCAUGCCCGGGCUGGAAAGUCCGGUGGAUAGUUAGCAAAAAAUGUACAUCGAGCGAGUCUGCAGCAUAUAAAUAAUCUAUGCAAAUAAUGUUUGUGACUGCUGGGUGUUGCGCCUGUUUUGCGCGAACGUGUUGUGCGCCCAUUUCUCCUGAUACCUGUGUGCAUGGCGAUGCGCGCCUGUGCGCGUGUUCUCAGCGUUGGGCCGUGCACGUGUGGGCGUGCAUGCAGCGUUGGAGCCGUUACUUCUGCAAAGGAGGUGGGCGCGCAAGUGUGGCCGGGGUUGCACGGGAUGGCUGUGCGCGUCUCUGCAGAUGCGUGCGUGUGUGUGCGAGGGUGCAUGUCUCAGGGUGUGCGGUUGGCACACGCUUCCCGGCCCGUCCUUUUCCCGCCUGCCCGCCCGAGGGCUCCUGCACGGGCGUGUCGGGACUCGGGCUUGGGGCGCUGGCUCGGCGGUUGCUUGCUGCGCGUGGAGAGCUUUUUGCUGCUUUCCCGUCCCGUCCAGGCCGAGAAGAAUCCGCCUCCGCUGUGGUCGCCGGUCGCGGCGCGCUGCCUCGUGCGCCCUCCGCCCCGCGGCUCGGUCGCCAGCUGCCCCGGCGGGAGCAGCCGCGAUGAGUGGAGGGGCGGGCUGCGGGGGCCGCACGUGCCCGCCGGGCCCGGCCUGACCCCACCCUUGCCCCCUCCCUUCCCCCCGGAGAAAGAUUACCCUGCCCUGAUAGAGUCGCAGCAGCCUCUGCUUGCAACUUCAGCAAGCCGGGUGGGGGGUUCAAAAGUUGCAAAGGAAAGAGGGUGUGUACAUAAGACAGGGAGGCAGAGAGAGAGAGAGAGAUCUUUGCCAGCCUCCUUCUUUUUCUUCCCAGCGCUCUCGGAUGGGGGGUGGAGGAGGAGGAGGACCUGCCCGCAUGGAGCUCCGAGGACAACCGUGGAGCCCGUUGCUACCUUCACCGACGACGACUAACCCUCGACGCCUCUUCGAAAACCAGCUGCCCUGCUGAAGGAACGAGAAGGGUGGGGAAGAGAGAGGGAGAGAGAGAGAGAGAGGGCAGGCCCGAGGUGCUCGCUGCAGUUUGGGCUUGCAAAUCUUUGCAACGAGCUGUCGAAAAAACAAAAACACCUCCCUCUCCAAUCCAAGGCGAUCAAUGAGGUCCUAAAAGAGCAGGGGAAAGUGACAGGAGUAGAGAGAAAGAGCGCAAAUCGACGACAGCAGCAGCAGCAGCAGCAAGCAGCGAAGAGACAACCUACCCCCAUCCCCACCCUACUAGCCCUUAAACAAGAAGAACCAGCUGGUAGACAGACUAAAACUUCAGCAGCCAAGAUGGGACAAACUCUGCUUCUUUGGUUCUGCCCCCUGCUUCUCCUCAGUCUCUGGGGCCAAAGGUAAGACCGUCUCCUUUUGGUUUUCUCUGGCUUCCCCGCUUUCCAAACCCUCUCCACUCGUUGGCGAGGCCUUUACCACGCAGCCCGCAAUUGACAGCCUUCCCCCGCUCCAAUGCCCCCAGCAUACGCACCAUGCUAAGAGGAGAUUAAUUACAUAUCCCCUCCUAAUGCAGCCCCUCGAAACCCCCAAGGGCUUGGAGGAGAUGUCACUUGGGAGCCGUUUCUAUAAUUACAACUCUCCCAGGAAUGCAGUGUCGAAGCAGAUUUGUCUCUUUUACGAGUGGUUCUAGUCAUCAGGAUUAUUUCACGCCUCCUCUCUCUCCCACCCCCCAGCGCCUUAUAAUCCGGGCUGUCAUCUCCCUCUACAGACAUAUUCUCUCACCCCAUCCGUAAUGGUGAAAUUCUUGCCAAUGGGCAUUUGCUUUGACAUGAAAACAUUUUGGGGAAGAGCCUCCAUUCCUCUGUCACUUUUUGAGUUCUGGGUUAGGGGUCUGUGCCUCUUCUCCUGGAAGUGGUGCUAGAGAAAUUGAGGGAUCGGGCUACUGGAUGUCUGCUCUCAUUUACCAGUCGUAAUUCCCGCUUUGGAGCUGGGAAUUUAAGAGUCCCAAUGCCAUGUAUAGAGCAAAAUCCAUUGGUUUUAUCCUCUGGGUAGGAUUGACACUAUCUACGACUAGAACAAAACACCAGUUUGCUUGAGGCAAUGGGUAGCUCUUUUUGAUCGCACUGAAUUCAUUCAUUUGAGACUCUCAGAAAUUUGGCAGUCUUUUCUCUGAGUGGGCCUUACUCAUUUUCCAGCACAGGAUCCUUCUGGUGUGCAGGAGCAGGUGAAAAUGUCAUUGUUUCCCAAAAGUCAGUUGUACUACACUUAGCUAAGCUUUAAUAAAGAGUGUUGUAUAGGAUAUAAACCCAGUAAUCUGUCCUGCUCUGUGUUAUCAUAGGUUGUGUUAUAUUACGAUGGUAGUCUAUUAGGGACCUUACUUUUUUCUCUUCUUUCUUGAUUGGGUAACCUGUUAGGGUGCAUUGGAUCCUUCUGUAGUCCCAAGCUUUCAGCUGAAUGGCUUUUGGUUUCAUUGCAGCUACCCAAUUUAGUAAUUUUAUGUGGAAGUGCUGCAGAACCAAGCACCCCCCCCCCCCAGUUAUCUGACUGGAGUUUAAGCACAUGGUUUGAGUUCUAAGUUUGGGCGUGAGAAAUUUUGUUCAAAUCCCUGGCUUAGUCAUGAAGAUCACUGGGUGGCUUUGAGUUUCUAUCCCAUCUCGCUGUCCCUUUUCCCUUCUGUAUAGGUUUAUAUUGAUGAUCAACUGGGAUUGCCCGUGUUGAGAUUUUUGGAAAUGGGAAAAUGCGUAUGUGGGAAUAGAAAGUGAAUAAAUAAUUACCCACAAGGACCAGUACUUGUGGCAUUUGUGUUAACCCAAAAUAGGUUUAACAGUGAAGUUGUCAGCAGAAAAUGAACAUCCAUUCAUAGAAGAAGAGGAAAUUUGGAGGAUAUAAUCACCAAUAUCUAUUCUAGCAAUGGGAAGGAAGCAACGUUCAAAGCAUAUGGGAUGGGUGAUCAUUACUUUUCCAGUUUAGGGAGAGAAUUUGGGGUCUAGUGGAGAAACUGGAUUUCUGUGUUCACUUCUGGAGUCCUGGCUGUUGUAUCAUUCUGGCGGAUUAGCAGCCACAUUGUUCCUUUUUGUGAAUCAUUUAAACAGAGGAGAAAAAUGUUUAUGUACUUUGUGUUUCUCAAAGACCCCGUGGGAUUGGAAGCAUUUUCUCAUAUAUACACAUGCCUAUAUAAAAGGGUGGGGGGAGGUGAUGAUUUCAUUAAUUAAUCAAUCAAUCAGCAUCAUGUUUGGAAAAGGCUUGGGGAUGCUUGGAUGAAAGGCAUGCGCCAAGGCAUGCAGAAGGCUGCUCUCAUUAGGGAGAAAUGCCGCGCUGUUCUGAGCUGCCUUGUUAUGAAAGACACACAAUGUCUUAAUCGUUUUCUUCGAAGGGCAGGUCCCUUCCUUGAGGGCUAGAGCCUGAUCCGUGCCAAAGAGCAGAAACGCCUCCCCUCUGAGUUUGGGGCCUGGUUGUUUUGGGGCUCAGAGUGAGCCUUGCAUUUGGCACAGACUCUGACACCGGCUCUUCCUGGGAGCCCUUGAGCCAGUCCCUUCCCUCUUGAUAAAUAAUAUGCAAGGUAACUGUCUCACUCAGGCUCCUGUACGUGGGUGCAAGGAAGGAGUCAUCUCUUGGAAUGGGUUUUGGGGGAAGUGAGCGCUUCCUAACACCCUGAGCCACACAUCCCUCUGCACAUGAGUGAUCUUGCAAAUUCUGCUAUCAGUGGAUACUAGAUUUCUGGUUGUGAUGUUAGAUUUCAAAAGGAAAUACUACUGAUCAAGAGGUUGUGGUUAGAAGGGGCACAGACACAAAGUAGAAACAGGGCAUGUUUUAACAGUGCAGCGGACUGGCCUCAUAAUUAUUAGAGUGUCAUGCCCAGUUAAAGCUGGUGGGGACACCUAGGAUACAGUCACUUCCCUCCUGGGAGUGUGAAUUGAUAAGAAUAAGUGCAUUGCUCAUUUUUGUUUAGCCUUAGUCCUGUUCUCUCUUGGAUAUCAGAUUACCAUGCUACAUUUGGGUGGGUGGGGGCACAUAGGAGGUACAACCAGUGAAAUAAGGGAAUAAUGAAUGGAUUAUAGUAGCCUUUUCCAGUCUUUUGUUUGGGACCACAACUCCCAUAAUUCCAUGUUGGUGGGGGCUGAUGGAUCCAAUAAUGACAGGAGGACAAACUUAGUUUUCCUAUGCGCUUUCCGGGCACUGCCUGCUCUUUAAAUCUCUGUGUCUGAGCAUUUUCUUUUUGCUCUUGAGGUUUCCCCAUGGAAACCUGCUCUUUACGGCUGAAUUGGAGCAAACGGCAGUCCACUGAAAACACAAAUUGACGUUUGUUGUGCAUUGGUUUUAAAGAGUGGGUUUUUGCAGGGAAAGAAGAGCUCUUGGAUAUGGAGCGCUAAAGUUUGGGCCUGUGCCUGGAAAACAUGGGGCAAAAGGUAAGUGUGGAUAAGCCCCUGGUUGAAGGGAGGCCUUCUCUGAGAGCACAUCCAGUCUGGGUGCUUGAAAAUAGUCAAAUGCACCUGAUUCAGAUUAAAACGUGGAUACUUUUUAAAAAUUGUUACUUGCUGUCAUUUGCCUUGGGAACAGGGUGAAUUGUCCUGUCUUUGCCCACUUUUUCUUUUUCCUGGUAGGGUUUUUCUGCCAUGCCAGCAGAGGCGGUGAAAAGCAGAAAUGCCUCAGAACUUUUGCUUGCGAUGGCAGCGCUGUGCUGGGAAUUCACCUGCUGCAUUUCUGCCUUUUGCCACACAGGUGUUGAAGGUAGAAAAUAAUUUGGCAUCUCUGCCAGCCGUUACAGUCUGCAGCCCAGAGGCAAUGAUCAAGGCUUGGGAGCCUACAUGUUGCUAGAGCUUGUGAGGGAGGUGGUGGUGGGGAAGACCUUCUCCUAAACACCUCGAGGGUCUAGCAUCCAGGUAGGAGAAUCUACUGUCUCGGAUGAGUACAGGUGGUCAAAUCACAUGUUCUCAAACAAACUUCUGAUUUUGUUUUGUGAUGAUGCUGGAACAUUUCUCAUUUAUUUUGAAUUGUGGGGAAGCUACGGCACCUGUUUGAACUUUAGGUCACCUCAAGAAGUGGAAGACUCAGGCUUGUCUGUGCAUAAUUAGCCUGGAAAAGAGGAGACUGAAAGGAGAUAGGAUAGCCAUCUUCCAGUAUCUUCUUGUUUUCUCAUCUUCUUGUUUUCUCUUGCUCCGGAGGGUAGGACUCGAACCAAUGGAUUCAAGUUAUAAGAAAGGAAAUUCUGCCUAAACAUCAGGAAAAACCUUGUGACAGUAAGAGCUGUUUGACAAUGGAAUGGUCUCCCUUGGGAAGUGUGGACUCUCCUUCCUUGGAGGUUUUUAAGCAGAGGUCAGAUGGCCACCUGCCAUGGAUGUUUUACUUGAGAUUCCUGCAUUGCAGGGGGUUGGACUAGAUGAUCCUCAGGGAUCCCUUCCAACUCCACGAUUCUAUGAUUCUGUACCUUUAAAGCACAUUGGAAACACAUUUUCCACCCUUUAGGCUUUUGGGUACUGUAGUUUAUCUCUCCAGUAAUCCUUAAGAAACUACAGUGCCCAAAUUUCCUUGUGGGAGGAAAUGUCAUUUGAAUGUACUUGAAGCGCGUAAUGUGCACUCAGCCUCCUGUUUCUUAAGGUUACCUCAGUUCAAACAGGUAUUAUGGCUCCCUCUCUCCUUCCCCCAUUUCGGGAUAAAUGGGAAAUGUUCCUCAUUUCAUCAUUGUGUGCUACUAUCUGCCUCCUGAUUGAAUCUCCCCCCAUCACAAAACAUUUGUGUUGAGAGUCUGGGGAAGGGUUAAUAAUUAUAUAUACUUCCUUCCCCCCUCCCGUCUCCAUUUUGCUUUGUUUUGUUUGUAAUAGUUAUUUUUGGGUUAGUUUUUUUCUCUCCACCCCCUACUGCCACCCCUCCAAAAAAUAUAAUUUAUUACAGUUGGAACUUGUAUUAAUUAAAGCAGUAGCAACCACAGCCUGUGACCUGCGGGCCUUUCACUGUGAAAUCGUGUUUCAACUCAUUUAGUGCUAUAGAGUGAGAGGGUGGGGGGAGCACAGGUCAAUCAGAUUCAAAGAGCAGACAUGGUAAACUGCCCUUCUCGACACUUCCAUCUUUCCUCUCCCCAAACUCUGUGGGUCUUUUUGCCGGGAUCCACCCCACCCCCAAUAAAAGUCCUUGUGCUUUUUGGGCCAGACAAGAACAUGUGCAUGUGGUGUGUGUGUUGUAAUGUCUAUUUGGGGAGGGAGAAUGAAGAAAGGGGGAUUAAGGAAGUCUUGCUUCUGCGGGGGUGGGGAUGAUCUCCGCAGGGGCGUAGGAGCGAUGUCAGUGUAUGUCGGUUAUUUGGAUGGCAGGAUGUGAGGGGGAGGAAAGGACACCGGUUCGGGUGAGACUUGGAUAGCACAAGAAACUUGCCUGCCAAAUGGGAUAAAUGAAAAAGCCUACAGUCAGUUCCUAAGAUUGACAGACACUUGCUUCUCAACACUAAAACAGUGGAAGGAUGCUUAAGGCUAGGGUAGGUGGGGAAUGAUAGUGGCAGUGGCGGAUCUUGGGGUCUCAAGGUUCAGCAGCACCCCAUGUGAUACUAAAAUUCAGCACCCCUCAACCUCUUGCCCUUCAUUCUAAAUCAUAUUUGAGAUGCCCCCUGGGGCCCGGAGGCUCUGUACCCAGUGCGAUUGAACCAGUCUCGCUCCCCUCUAUCAGACAGUGGGUUGGGCUCUCAGAAUCCAACCCAACCAUCCCUUGGCCAUCAUGAGCCACCCCAAGUGAGUGGAAUGGGUUCUGUUCAAUGAAGAUAUCAAGGCAGCGUCUGCUUGACACUCUCCACCAGGAUGUAGCUGCAAAGGGAGCGAGAAGGCCUGUUGCAUUUACCGGUAAUCCAUGGGGAAUUUGCCAAUGUGAAGGUCUGGAAAAAUGCAUUUCAGAUCUAUUAUAAGAAACACUUAGAGGAGAACUGAGGCACAGUGGCAUGUAAGGCAAACCACUGGGUGGGGGCGGGGGGGGGUGCGAGAGAGAGAAUUGGUUAUGUACAUGCAAGGAUUAAUGUCUACAGAGUGUGUUUCUGCUUAGUGUCUGCUAAUGCAAUUGUAUGGGUAGAACAGACAAUGUGAUGGACUUGUUGUCGGCAUCCCUCUGUCUUGAGAGACAAUGGAUUGUGUCUCCAGGGGGGUGAAGCCAGGGGGCAAGCAGCACUGAAGUGACCUUCCUGGGCCACAAGCCUGGGUAGUGUGUAGGGAGGUCCUAGGCUGCCCAGACAACAAGACCCACUCACUGAUGUGGCCCAAUGGAAAGCAGAGCAAUAUGUUUGGCACCAGCUUGGCUGCAGGAGUUGCCAGUAAGGAGGCAUACAGUAUGUAUAUGUGUGUGUAUUUUAUGUGGGUGAGGUGUGUGUGUGUGUGCAAGCAAGCAGUGUUGGACUGUGGUUGUAUGGGUGUAAAAGGGAGUAUGGUGAGUGAGGAGCUUGAGUUCACGAUUCUAACAGGUCUUCUCGAAUGCACCUACUUUCUGAUCUUGUGUUUGCUCUUACAGUGUUCUGCGGUUCCCACAUUACAGAUGUGUUAAAGGGCCAGAGGGUCCAGUGAUGCCCAAGAGCCAGUGUGGUGUAGUGAUUAGAGUGUCUUACUAGGAUAUGAGAGACCAGGGUUCAGAUCCCUACUUGUCCAUGAAGCUCACUGGGUGACCUUGGGCCAGUCACUGCUGCUCAGCCUUCACAGGGUUGUUGUGGGGAUUAAAUGAGGAAGGGGAGAACCUUGUACAAGGACUAGCGCUCCAUGGAAAAAAGGUGCGAUAUAAAUGCAUGAAAUAAGUAAUAUACAGAGCUGGUGAUAGAGAUGAGACUUGAACCUGGGGCCCAUGGAUCGAAGUACAAAUUUCUUUCCACUAGACAAAUUGGAUGAUCUUUUUAUUACUUUGGGGUGGGGAAAUAUGGAGUGGAACGUUCCCUGAGUAAUAUUCUCUGUGGGGUGCUACAUGCAGCCAGGAGUAGGAGCUGGAAGAGGCAUAAACUGCCCCAAUAUAUUUGCAAAACUAGUGACUGUUCUUAAGCAUGGUCAGAUGCAAAUAAGGUCCAUGGAUUUCAGAUUCUUUCAUAGAAUCUUAGAAUUCUAGAGUUAGAAGGGACCACAAGGAUCAUCUGGUCUAACCCCCUUCAAUGCAGGAAUCUUUGCAUAGAUACAUAUAAGAUUGUAGUCAAAGUGUGGAUUGGUUUCCAGGGGACAACUAGUAAUUAUCCCAGGUUUUUCACAGUUCCCAUGGCAAGAGGGUAAGCCUACAUGGAUGAAGUACAGAUUCCAACCUGUGUUAAUGAUUGUCUCAGUACAGAAGCAGAGGAUGUUAGCUUUUCCCAAUUAGUUAAACAAGGGUGUGAUCCUGUGUACAUGGCGUCUGAUGCCUGGUAAUCAGAUUUCAACACUAUCUGGAUGUGUUGGGGUGACAUAUUGCAGAUUUGCUACUGCAUUUCCUUUUUAUAAGACAGGAGGGUGGAGCUUAUUUCGUGUGUGGUCCCGGGUAAAGUAUGAAGUCAACCAUUUGCCUUUUCUUGGCAGCUUAGCCUCAGGUCUCCUUAAGUCGCAGUGCACUGGUUUGAUAUAUGCUGAAUCUUGACUGUUGCAAUAAAUGAGACCUGACUGUGUCUGAAGAAAAACGUCAUUGGGCUGCUGUUAAAAAUCUCGAACGGGUCAAAAGGUACCUGCUUUUCUAUUUGGUGCCUGCUGUUCUGUGAGAGUGACACACCUAUGAUACCUGGUAGACCAACAGCAUGGGGGAUGCUUCACCUGCAUAUCCUUAACAGUGCUUACAAAUCAAGGAAGAGGUGGGGAAGGGUUGAAGGAAUGUUAGGUUGUUUAGCACCACCGUAGGCAUUGGAAUCAUAUAAAAAAAGAGCAAUCCUGUACUUCAGCUUUGCUGGCUGCUAAGACAUAGGAUUUGGCAGAACUCCUGCUGUGCUGACAAAACAGGAGCUACAUUGACAGAGCACUGCAAAUCUGCUCUGCCAGUGAGACCGUGCUGGUAGAAGUACUGAAACAGGGGAGUUGUGGGCUGGAUGGGGUUGGCACAGGGGAGGAGCAAACUUGAACUGUCGCCUCAAGACCAUGAUCACACCCCUAUUGAUGGUGCAACCUUACACCCCACAGACCUGGAGUAAGAAAUCUCCUUCCUAUUAACUAAUGGGAGGGGUUUUUGGUUUCUGUUUUUUAAGCUGCCCAGAUACUCAUGGCCACCCCAUCAUGUUGUCACAGUGGAGCAUGGGAUAUGGAUAUAUGCCACAGCAAGUACAGUGGUACCUUUGGAUAUGCACACCUCUGGUUGCGUAUCCUUCAGGAUGCAAAUGCGGCAAACCUGGAAGUAUUUUUCCAGGUUUUGCCGCAUGCGCAGAAGCGCUCUACCACGACAUGUGCAGAAGUGGCACCUCCGGUUGUGAAUUCCUUGGGAUCUGACCGGAGCUCCGGAACGGAUCCUGUGCGCAACCAGAGGUAUUACUAUAUAUAAACCUCGCACAAAGAGACCACAACUCUGAUGAUAGGAUGUGUGUCCCUAUGAUAGAAUUUGUCCCUAUGCCAUAGACAUUUAAAGCCCACAAGGGGGAACGCUCGUGAGUGGAAGCUCUGGAAAAAGGGCGCUUGAUGCACAAAGGGAGCAUUUUGCACUAAACAACCCACCUCCAGAACAUGCUUCGGAACUUGAGCGCAUUGCGAACGGGUCUUUGCUUAGAACGCUCACAGGCACCUCAUCUUGGGACUUCAGACACCAACUUCCAGCACAUGGGUGUAGCUGGGGUGGGGUGGGGUGCAGCUGUCUCCCCAAAUCAAGUAAAUAAAUAAAAAUACUGAACCAACUGACCAAUUACAUCAGAGAUAAUUUGGUACCCCCCCACCUAACAUAAUGCCCGCCCCCCCUAAAAUAAACCCUGGCUACGCCCAUGACCCAACAGUGACUUCUGCACCUGGGGAGGCCAGGAGACAGCAGUCCACACAGGUAAACACAGGGAAAGGGGAUCAGGUGCUUUAACAGAUAACUACUGCAACUGCCUCUCAUAUAUCUGAGCUCUAUUGCUGUUCUUCCCCAACAGUGAGGGGUGAUGUUUCCCCCAUACAGGGAAAAUGGCCACCCCCAUAUGCAGAUAAGCCCACUGUUGACAAAGGCGAGACUGUUAGGAUAUUUCCGUUCCACCUUAAAAAGGGGACAGGCUGUUGUGAGUCACAGCCUACGUAUUUCCUGCUCACAGGAAGUUUCUGUUUGUCUAUUGCUUUCGUUUCUCUCUGUGUGCCUGAGACAUCGAAGCAGGCAGUCAUGUUUUCUCUUUGUUCUGACCAACGCUGAAUAAAGUUAUAAAUAUGCUCUCCUGAGUGCAUCUUUCGCUGUGCGAACUCUGCUGAUAAGAGCGUGCACCAGCUCUGGAAUGUGGCAAGCUAUUUCUGGAAGCUCGUGUCGCUAAUUGACUGAUACUGUAUCUACGGGAGAUCGAUGGAUUGUCCGGAAUCGACGUGGGGUCAUGAUGGCCUUUGUCUCCCUGGCAGUAUCCCAACAGAGACACUCUACCCAACCAAUGCCACUGCUGUUUCCAGGGAUGCUAAGAGCAUGACAGCUUUUCUUAUGCUGUUCCGCAAUUUUCUGCAUUUGUAUAUUUCCCUGGCCUUGGCAAGUCUAGGACGGGGGCUAUUCUGCUCUCAAAGUAGCAGCAGCAUAUCUCCCGCUCCCGUGUACCUUCACAGGAGGCGUCUUCACAGGAGGAAAGCAUGACUUCAUUAGCUGAGGGAAAAUAAAGGAUUGGCAGCUGGUUGGAAGUGGGGUACUCUCCAUCAUGCAGAGGACACACCUGUGCAGUGAAUGGGAAACUAAGGUGGUGUACACAUUAGUGGCAUAAAACUCAGCUAUGCCGUUCCUUUUCCUCAGUUCAUAAUGAAGCUGGCAUGAUGGGAAGAUGCAUCUAAAGGUAACAUUUUCAUAAGAAACAAAAGGAUAGAUACAGGAUAGAUGGUGGAUUGUAACUAAUGCCAUUUGUGUACUGCUUCCCAAAUCAGCAGUGGGAGAGUGCUGGAUCCAGAAUAAACAGAAGUGUGAUCUACAGCCCAAAGGCUUAUCCACACUUGCCUUUCCUCUGCUCUUUCCAGGCACUGUCCAUGAUUUAAAGCUCCGUGUUCAAGCUCCUCUUCCCUCCCCCCAAAAAACUUUUUCCAUAGAAACCCACUCUUUAGAGCUCAGUUGAAGCAAACGUCAAUCCACGGAAAACCUGAAUUGACAAUUGCUCCAGUCUAGCUUGAAAGAGUGGGUUUUCAUGCAGGAAACCUGGGAAUGGGGGAACACACACUUGGAUAUUAUGGCGUGUUAAAGCACAGACCUGUGCCUGGAAAGAGCAGGGCAAAAGGUAAGUGUGGAUAAACAUGAGUUGUGACUUGCAAAGGUUUCCAUAGCUAAACCUGAGAAUGUUAUGGUUGCUGACGAGGCUGAGAAUUAUUUUAGAUGGUGACUGUGCCAGGUUUGAAGGGCUGCUGGGCAAGAUGCCCUUAGGGGACAGGGUGUCCCACUGAUGAUGCUUUUUUAGCCCCUCCCACCAUUAUCACAACCCCCCACCCCUACCCUGCCACCAUCCCUGUCUGUCUUGUCUGACGCUUCUUUCCCUUCUGCCUUGGUCACUCAUUCUACAAGUGUUGGUGGCAGAAAGGCUGAUACUAACUAGCCCACUUACUAAAGCAGGCAUGGGUAAUCACUGGCCUCUAGGCCAAAUGGGACCACCAGAGGUCCUAAUUUGGCCUGCAAGGGGCAUUUUUGUCCAUACAGUCACUCAGCAAACCCAGACCUGCUUAGCUUCAGCAAGGUGGUGGGUUCAUGUAUCUUCUGACCAUACCCUGGGACAAAGCAAGUGGAGGGCUCUGCUCUCUCUCCUUCCACUCGCCAUUGCUUGGAUGCGCAGAGAAGGCAGGUGAGCAGGCUGCCCCAGUGAAAGGAGGAGGACUAGGAGGUUCUAGAGAGUGGACAAGUAUAUGGGCUUCAGCAGAUGUCCAUUGAAACCUACUACUCCUGACACCAGCCCUGAGUUGAGUUCAGAUGCGCCCAGGUGACCUUUGUAUGCAGAGAGCUGCCAGGUAAGCACUAAGGUGUUAUGGUGAUAGGAGAAACUUGAGCUGCCAAUUGUCUGACUGCCAAUAGAGUUUUCUGAAGGUGUGGGGAACCUUUUGAGGUCAGGUAUUGGUACAGCUGCCAGAUUCAGCAGAACAGGUGUGGGGAACCUUUGGCCCUCAGACUACAUCUCCCAUCAUCCUUGGCCAUUGGCCUUGCUGGCUGGGGCUGAUGGGAGAUGUAGUUCAGCAACAUCUGUAGGUCCACAGGCUCCCGAUACGUGGAGUUUAAGGAAGAGUACAAAGGUGGAAACCUCCCUCUUACACAACUAUUAAAUGCACAGCAGCCCAGUCCUCUGCAGAAGCUGGUAGCCCUGACCUCAGCACCAAGAGAAUGGUGGCAGGGUGUGGAAAAAUGCUCUACAGGAAUCUGGGAUCGUCACUCAUCUUUACGCAACUCAUGCUCACCAUCUUGCUAUGCUUUUGCUGCUACAUGGUUAGAAAAGUGACACAGAAUCUCCCAGACAGCUGCCACCUGCAUUAUGCAGAUUGUGGGUGGCUGGCAAUUUUUAUCAUAUGUAUGAGCUUAUUCUCUAAGACAGGCUUGCAUGGCUUGUGCUAGCCUUGUCUCGGCUAAACAGAAAUGGUGUAGUCCUGAUCUAAAACAGAUGAUUUGUAGACAAAUAUGAGUGAUGGCCGUGAUCUGAGCAAGAGGAAAUUCUCCGGCUGGGAGAACAGGCCAGUUUCUAUUGCUGAUGUGAAACCCAUGACCCAGCUGGUGUGGAGAACUCAGUACCUCACUCCUCCACCUUUGAUCAAGCACUGUCAUUAGUGAGUUAUAAGCACCUUUUGCAUCUCCCCUCAAAUUGAGUCAUUAGAGGCUCGAGUCGGGAGUCCCUGUUUUUUAAAACCGCCAAAGGGAGCACUUUGCCGUGUAAUUAAAGCCUUCUUGUCUAUUAACCUGCGUCUCUCUCGCUCCCUCUGUUCACCUGGACUGGUAACUCGCUAGGCUGUUCACAGAUCGAGGUGGUUGUGGGAGGGCUGGGAAUAUUGAGACACAGGAGCAUGGGCUGGUUCUCUCCCCCUUUGACAAAUCAUAAACGAGGAUCUGAAUCAAACUGCAAAGCUGAUUGCUGUGUUGACAAGAAAAAAGCAGAGAGUUAUUUAUAGGAAACAAUAUCCUGGCACUGUGUAUGUCACAGUAAAUGUACAGUACAGUUCUUAACUUAUAAAGUCCUGGACAACUUAGGACCAGGUGAUCUGAAAAAAUGCCUUUCCCCAUACUGAGCUGCCCAUUCACUGAGAUCUUUGGAGGGCCCCCUGUUAGCUAUGCUGCAACCUACAGAAGCUCAUCUCUCAGCAACUUGGAGGAGGGCCUUCUCCAUGGUGGCCCCUAGUCUGUGAAAUGAACUCCCCACCAAGAUAUGGAAGGCACCUGCUGUGGUGAGCUUCUGCCAGCUGUUAAAAAUCUGUUUACUUAAGUUUUCUCUCAUCUCUAUAAACAGUUGAACAGUUCAUGGCUACUGUAUUCAAUAUGUGUUAUUUUUAUAGGAUUGUUUCUAUUACGUACGGAAUUGUUUUUUGAAUUAUUGAUUUAUUAUAUUUGUUUGUCACUUUUCUCACAGAGGGACCCAAAGCAACUUACAUAAAAACCAGAUAAGGACAUCCAAUGGGGAAAAAAAUCUAAAAACACAACUAAAUGAAUUUGCAUGGAAUUAUUUUAUUGUACACCAUCUUGAUGUUAUUUUAAUGGAAGGCAAUAUAGAAAUAUUUUAAAGAAAUAAAUACAGUCCAAAAUGCAGAGAUCAUGGACAAUUCUGAGGGAACACCUUCCAGUUCAUAGAAUCACAGAAUUGGAAGGAACCACAAGGGUCAUCUAGUCCAACCUCCUUCAAUGCAGGAAUCUUUUGCCCGGUAUGGGGUGCAAACCCACAAUGCUGAGAUUAAAAGUCUCAUGCUUUACUGACUGAGCUAUCUGAAACAUCUGUAGCUAUUAAACAUCUAAGUCAUCAAAUUAGAAGAACAUAAAUGAAAGUUCUGCCUGAUACAGACAUCUAAUAAGAUUCCCUUCUGUGCAACAUGGAAAUGCCCCUGAGACACUCACCUGGUGCCAAGUUUGCUUUCAGUCUGCUGCCAGGCACAAACAUUUUUUUUUUUGUCUGGACUUUUAAUAAGAAAUAGUAACUUGCUGUAUGAUAUUUAUAACUCUUUUGUUUAAUAUUUAUGCUGCCUUUUUUUUUUACUCAUCCCAUAUUGUGUGAAUAUGGCAAAUUAUGGGCAAAUUAUGCCUGAGAAUUCUGAUUUAGACCUUAGCAUUUGGACAAUAACCUAAUGGAUAAUUGCCAGCAACAUUCAACACAAGUGGUUUGGGAAUCUGGUCUUUAGAUAAAUUCAGCUUGCUUUCCUUUCUUUCUUUCUUUCUUAAAAAAGAGGUAAAUAUGUAGUUAUCUAGCUUUUAUGAUAACAAAACUUCAAAACUGGGCGGCUGUGCAAGGCUUCCAGUGAUGAUGGUGGACUCGUUCAAUUUGCUUAUGGAAGUUAAGAAGUAAAGAGUUCUUAACUAUGUUAACUCUAUUUUAACUCUGUUGGUUAUCUUUGUAGCCCUUUCUAUAUUGACCCAGAGUACUUGUCUGGAAUUCAGCAUAGUGCUAAGUGGGGUAUGCUUCCGGAGAAUGAGGUCCACUCACAUAAUGACACUUUUUCACCAUUUGCUGAUUUAGGGCAUUGGGGGUGGGGUGAGGGUGGGGGAGUCCCAUUGCAGGAACAGGCCUCAUUACACACAUGCAACAACUUAGUUGAAUCAUGCCCUUUGUCUCAAAAAGGUAGAAACUUAUAUGGAUUACUUUCUUCCUUUCAUUUUGUAAGGAUUACUUUCUAAAAACUCAGGGUAAAAGAAUAUUCAUAAGGGGCAAGGAAAAGUCUGUUUAUAGAAUGCAAAUACCAAACAAGGUAGUUCAGUAGGGUAUUUUCCAUAAAAAAUGCACUAUACACUGGAAACUUCAUAACCAACAUGGAAGCAGUUUGGCUAGUGAAAUACAAAUUGAACAUACUUAUGUAGCUUCAACCUGGGAUGUUCUAGCUCUAAGAACAAUCACGAUUUGGAAGCAGCUUUCAAGGGAGAUUGCAAAGUUUCCCUUGCUAAAAGGUUUCCUUUUUUCCUCUGCAGUUUGCAGUAUCAGCUCCAGAGAUAGUUGCAGCAGUGGGUGUUGCCCAUCCUGGAUGUUGACAUUCGCUUUCUAAGAAAAAAUGUUAGCUUUUAAGGUCACUUUGGUGCCACGUGGUGAUGGCACCACUGACUUGUCUGUUUUCUUCCCAGCUCCUUAUCCAAUGAGAUUCUGGGCCUGAAGUUGCCAUUGGAACCCGUGCUUAAUGCCAACACGGUGUGCCUGACCUUGCCUGGUCUGACACGGCGACAACUGGAGGUGUGCGUGCGGAAUCCUGACGUGACGGCUUCUGCCAUUCAAGGCAUCCAGAUCGCCAUCCACGAGUGCCAACACCAGUUCCGCGAUCAGCGCUGGAAUUGCUCGAGCCUGGAGACCAAGAACAAGAUCCCCUAUGAAAGCAUCAUCUUCAGCAGAGGUUAGAGUUCUCUUCCUGCCAUUGGCUCUGUGAAAGCUCUGAGCAGGCAAAAGUGAUCACAUCCUUGUGGGCGCUUGGCUGGCUAAAAAUCUGAGAGCAAUGAAAGAAAUGAUGGAAUGGGGAUUUGUUGAAUCUGGUACCAUGUUUCUGGGUUUUAAGGCAAGCUCAUGAACACCUGUGAUACAGAGGUUUCCACAUGUGCUUUAUUGUGAAAUGGAAAUCUGAUAGUUUGAUCACAUUGAAAAAUAAUCUUUUAGAUUUGGACAGAGGUGGGCUGACAUCUGUUUGUUUGUUUGUUUGACUACAAUUUAAUGGUUGGAUUUACAAUUCAGGGGUGUGUUCUUGGGAACUAUCUGUUUACAUUAAACUGAAUUGGUCUUGUGGAUGUUCUUCUGUUUCUGAACCUGCCUUGCUGGAUUUCAUCAAGGUUCAGCAUCCUUUGCAAGAAUCCCAGCUGCUAGAAGGCACUUGAAUAAACCAGAAUCCUGUUAUGCCACAGCAAGCUUCAAUGUGCUUGUGACAGUUUUGAGGAGCAGUGGCCCUGCCUAACUCUAGCUGAUUGGUAGAGCUAUAUGGAGGGGGAUGAGAUGAAUCAUAGAACCCUAGAGGUGUUCAGCACUAUCACUCUUUCUUUAGCCUCAAGACAUACCAAACCCAUUCUUAGCUACAAAGCAAUAUGAAAGCUUUGUUCAGAAUAUUGCUUAGCAGAGGACAAAGGUAAGAAGACCUUAGGAAUUUCAGAUUGUUAUCAAAUGGAAAGCCCUAAGGAAAUAUUUCGCUACUAACUGAAUGAAACAAUUUCCACCCACAGGCUUUCACUAGUGGGUGGAACUUACUGCUGCAUAAUAUUAUGCAUAGUCUGAGAAUUCAAGAUUAAAAGGAGUGCAGAAGGACUAUUUGCUUUGCAUGCACACUGUUGACACUAAUCAUCCAAAGGAGGGAGACUUUGUUUGCUGUGUGCUCACCGUGUAUUGAUUCAAAAUGGUGCUUGGCAUCCAAACAUUGGCAUAAACCCCACCUCAGGAAGCCUCAUCCCGAGUUUGGCAACGUCGUCUUGAGAUGUGGCCAAAACUAUGUCACACGGAAGUCAUGUUUAGGUCCACCAUUUGAUUCAAAAUGGCAACCAGCAUCCAAACAUCAACAGUGAGCUCUACCUCCACCUCUGAAACACUUAUUCCAACUUGUUUGGUGACAAUAUCUCAAGAGGUGUCCAAUGCAUAGAAAACAAACAGACAAACCACUUCCCAAAAUAUACAGUACAGGGCUGUCCAACCAGUAGAUCGCUAUCUACCAGUAGAUCCCCGGCUGAUUCUGGCAGAUCGCAGGAUCCUUAUUGUGUACAAAAAGUUACUGGGGAAAAGCUAAAAAACUCUUUGCAAUCCUCCCCCCAAAAAGCUCAGCAACUCUGGGCAAUCCACCCUCCCCACGCACGCUCCUCCUCCCUCCAGUGACAAUGGGUAGAUCACUGCCAGGUUUUUUUUAAUACUGGGAUUAGAUCACAGUCUCUUGGGAGUUGGACAUGCCUGAUAUAGUAGAUUGGUUCUAAACUGUCAUGGCUCCCCCAAGGAAUCAUGGCAAUGUUACAUUUCUGCAGGUUCUGAUACUUGUCUCUUAGGGAUCCCUAUCCCUGAACACCCCCCGCCCCAAUUCCCCACUUUCUCUCAAAAGAAGGAACGACUGUCAGCUGAAGACUGUAACCCUAUACACAUUUAUCUGGGCUCAAGGCCUGUUGGGCUUACUUCAUAGUAAAUGUGCUAUAGGCUUGUGCUGUAAAUUCUCUAAUCCAUUGUCACUGUGCAGGCCCUGCCCCAGUCUGUUGUAAAAGCUGGGCAGCAUCCUCUAUUCUGAUUUACCCUCCCUUGUCCAGUGCCAUUGCCCUCCAGAAAGCUUAUGAAGCUAUUCCUCCUAAUGAUCAGGACCAUACAAAGCUACUAAGUUUUUGCCCUUUUCUGUUGCUUUUGCCUGAAUCGUGGAACAAGAAUUUGACUCCUCAAUCGAAAUAGAGCCUGUUUGAGGGGAAUUCCAUAAUGUUCCCUGGACCUUGACAAUGAUGUGUGUGUGCAGAGUGAUGGCAAGGGGCAGAUACACGAGUCCCUUGUCACCUGCAUUAAUGCUGCUUGUAAGGGGGAGGGUGAAUUGUGUCUCGCUGCGUCUCACCUGGGAAUUUCUGUUGCUUACGAGGAUGGUUCUUGGUAACCUAAAGUGACAGAUCCCUUGAAUCUUUCAUGCCUCUUCCCACAUCCGCUGCCAUCAGCUCAGCCAUGCGUGCUCCUCACUUUAAAUAAUUUGUAGAUCACUCCAUUCCUCCCUAUACCAGUCCCUGAUCUUUUACGCCUCAUCAUCUCUUCCAACCAAGUGAGAGAGAGAAAGAGAGGGAGGGAGGGAGAGAGAAAGCCUCAUCAGUCUCUCAAGGCUGAAGAACUGGCUGCAGAAAACCCGUCUCCUUCCAACCCUGGCUCAGCUAGGUGGACUGAACUGAAUGGAUGCCCAAGUUCUGGUAACAAGACCUUCUGAAGACUUGGUAGAAGGUAGAUGUGAAGCAGUUUUGUGGUGUGGGAACAAAGAUGUUUGAUAUAAAUGCUUGUGUCUUGCCAGAUCCAAUAAAAUAAGGGUGCAUCUUGAUUAUUAUUUCUCCCUGGUAAACUGUUGCAGAAAAAUCACAAUAGAAGCUGAUACACUGCAUACUGCACAUCAUGGAAAAAAAUUUUGGCCAUUCUUAAUGCAUUGCUUCCUGGAUCCCCAACUUCUAUUUACGCCAAGCAUUUCCUUAAUUCAACCUGUCAUGCAUACUACUUCUGGACAAAACUCUGUCUCUCUCUCUUUCUCCUUCCUUCCUUCCUUCCUUCCUUCCUUCGAUAACCCCCAAAGGGGGUGGGGGUGCUAAAUGAAGCUUCUGCAGGGCUGGUCCACCCAUGAGGCAAGGUGAAGCAACUGCCUCAGGUGGCAGAAUCCACAGGGGCAGCAGAUCCCAAUGUAGAUCUUUAUUCAGGGCUGGUCCACCCAUGAGGCAAGGUGAGGUGACUGCCUCAGAUGGCAGGAUCCACUGAGGGAGCAGAUCCCAAUGUUAGUCUUUCUUUCCCCCUUUGUUCCUGAUGUAGAUCCUCCCCUACCUCUUUUUCCCUGUUGGGAAGGGAAGCACCAUUUUGGGGGCUGCCUCAGGUGCUAAAAUGUAUUGGGCCAACCCUGAGCCUCUAAGUAUGAUCUGUGGAGGAGAAAUGGUGGACAGAGGAAGGGUUAAGCAUUCCCUCCUUCUACCAUUUCUCCAUUCUAAAUUCCACUUCCCUCAGCCUUUCUUUCUUUCUUCUUUUAAAUGGUACUGCGGCUGUUGUACAUUUGCAUGUAGCAUAUAGCUAACCUUUUACAUUCCAAUGUUUGGGGGUGAGGAAUAAAGUAUAGUUGCAUUCUGACCUCAGAUGCUAUUGUCAGCAAGAGGACCAUGUGGCCCCAAUGAAAUUUGGCCAGAUUCUUCCAGCCUGGAGAGUCACAGCUUGGAAAGUUUUGGCAGCUCUAGGGUCUGUAAUGUUAAGAAAGGUCCCCUUUAGACAGCAGCAGUGCAAUCAUAUUGGGGAAUCAUCUAAGAACAACUAAAGAAAGCUGAAUGGUGUGUGAACAAACCAGUAUGAAUCCACCAACGAAGUUAAUGUUGAAGAAUCAUUGCUUUGACACUGGUGAUCUUUGCUUCUUUCAGUACACUGACAUUAGUUCGCCUGUCUUUCCAAGUGAUGUGUACAAUUUUUGGGAGACACCAUUGAUGGAAUCUUUCGAGGAGUUGGGAGAUGGUAUUUAUAAGUGGUCCAUGUUUUGCAAGUGUACAGUAAAGUUGGUAGUACAAUGGCUUUCUAAACAAGCAUUUUGGUUUCCCUGUGAAUGUCCCGGUCCUCAAACACGCUGCGCUUCAAUUGGAUAAAAGCCUUUACCAAAGGUGUUGUGGACUUUGAAGAAACACAAACUCAGGGCGAAAAGGAGAAACGAGCUAAGAGGAAGGCACUUUUGGCAAACCCUCACCGUGAUCAACUCCCACAUGGAAACCUAUGUCCCCACGGUGGAAGGAUGUGUGGAUCCAGAAUUGGCCUCCACAGUCACGGACUCACUGUUAAGACUGUUUUCAUGAAAGACAAUCUUACUCAGCUAUGAGUGAUCUCCAAAGAGAAAGAAAGAGAUGAAUCUACCACUAAUGUACUGUUAUUGUGCCAAUGGUAUGUUGCAGAAAACCACCAGUCUAGUGGGUCCCUCACGUUCUACGUCUUUUGGUGCACAUCACUUGGCAUGAUAUUGAAGAUCAUUAGCUGGACAUGGGUUUGACACAAGCUUAGUCGGGAUAGUGAAAGAAUGGAUUCCCUCGUAUGUGGGAGUAGACGACAGGAAGAUCAGUCAAAAUAUUCUGCUCUCUUUCUCCCUGUCUACCUUAGAUUUGUCAGUUAUUCAACUGUAUAAUGUUUGUUUUUAGGAAGGCCAUGAGGAGAUGAAUAAUCCUCCUAUUGCUUUCUUCCUUUUCCCCAGCCUGGGGGAGCUUAUGAUUAAUUCUCCUCCUCUUAACAUUUCUACCUUUUCUCAUAAGAAACUAACAAUUUCCAGCUCCCAGCUAUACUUCUAUCUGAUUAAGGUACUUAAAACAUUACUGCUAUUAAAUCCUGUCCAGAGAAUCUGUUUAAUAGUUCCUUGAUUUCUUGGGCUCUUGCCAGUGCCAGUUUAAAUGUUACAUUACUCUCUACAGAGCAGGAUCCCAGCCAACCAAGGCCUUCUUUGCAACAUCCUAAAUUUUGAAUCUUCCCAAAGCGCCCACCAGCUGCCUGCAAAUGGGAUUAGGCUCCCUCAAAAUUCUCUGAAAAUCAGGACAUGGUGGCUGUUACCACACAACUUAGGAGCAGUGGCUAUCUUUCCAAGCCCAGUGUAGCUGUGGAAGUUGGUAAUAAAGCCAGUGCACUGACAAUCACAAUGCUUUCUGGGAGACACAAAGAUAGGACAUGGUAGAAUGGAAGAGUUUGUAACAUGCAAUGUGUGCUUAUGAGACCUUUCCUGUGUGGCAUGGAAGCAAGUGUAAAAGGAUGCGCAAGUGAGUGACACUCACUCACAAAUGUAUCUUCACACAAGACAAUAGAACCAUAGAAUAUGCACAACCCACUUGUAUAUAUCUUGUUAGCACCUCAUUUUCACAUGCAAACCAACCUUUGUUGGGGGGGUGUCAUUUGUCUGUGUCCAUCUUUGUUAAAACUGUCAGGUCAAAAAGAGUGCCAUUAGGCUGAGUUGAGGGGCUCCCAAAAUAUGUUUCAGCACAGGGCUUGUCCUUGAUUCUCAUUGUUAGGCUAUUCCCCCCUGAGCUCUUUUGCAGUCUUAUAAUGUUAAAACUUCUACCUAGCCAUGGAUCCAGAAUUCACUGGUUCUCAGCCUCAAUGCCUUAUCUGUAAAAUGGGUUGAUUAUGACUUACAUAUAUCUCAAGUUUGUUAUGAUGCGAAAGAAAUUGACCAUUAGCAGUGUUUAGGCAUAUACAGUGGUACCUCAGGUUACAGACGCUUCAGGUUACAGACACUUUGGUUACAGACUCCACUAACCCAGAAAUAGUACCUCGUGUUAAGAACAUUGCUUCAGGAUGAGAACAGAAAUCGUGUGGUGGUGGCAGCAGGAGGCCUCAAUAGCUAAAGUGGUACCUCAGGUUAAGAACAGACCUCCAGAACGAAUUAAGUUCUUAACCCGAGGUACCACUGUAUAGAUAACAGUGGGUGGGAUUCACCUAAGCAGCUGCAUCAGCUUGCAUAAUGGGACUCCCCUCCCCCUGCAUGCCCCCAAGGCCCCUGAAAUUGGCUUGGAGAAAGGGCAUGCUGAGGGAGGAGAGGGGAACGCUUUUGCAGAUGGAAAAAUUGGAAGAGCAACAUUGAAUUCCACCUAGGAAGUCCUGCAAAGAGGAGGCUGUCUCUUACCUCCCUAGCACAGCCCUCUGCAGCUAGAGCGAUCAAGGUCUCAGGGGCUGCUUUGGAAGAUGGAGGGAGGCAAGUUAAGAUCCGCAGCAGAGAGCUCAAGGUCUGGCGUGUUGCCAGUCCCUGGCGGGUUCACCUGCAGUUUAAUUAGGGAACGAGGGAGAUGGGGCAGAGGAGAGGGAAAGGGAGGCAUGUUUCAACUGGCUGGCCGCAUAGCCUUUGGAGGAGUUGGGAAGGGGGAAGCAGUAGGCAGCAGCACUUGGGACAUGGCAGACUCUCCCUGCACCCUGGGCAGGAAAUCAUCCAAGUUUUGACAUUGCCGGAGGAACCGUGGAACUAACUGAGGAGCCCUCGGUUACUAGGGCACACUGCAGUCAGUUCAGAUGCUGUAUACCAAGAGGAACUCCAUUGGAGAGACGUUUUAGCAAUUAGUUGUAGAGGAACAGAAAAUCAGAUUUACCUUUGCGUGCUCAAAACUUUAUCAUAUAGCAACAUCUCAUUAUUUUGCAGGAUUUAUGCAGCUAUGGGUGUGUAGUUUUUCCUCUGCAUUUUUGUAGCUCUGUGGGAACUUCCAGCAGUAUUAUAUUCUCUUGUAAUUGUCGUACGUUGUGUCAACAAGAUGUUCACAGUAUGAAUUUCCUUACCUACAUAUUUAGCAGACAAAAAACACUUGCAAAAACAGCCUCUCCUAGCAGGCUGUUCAUGUUGGUGAAGCUCCUUUACAGCCCAUUGCAAAGUGAGGAUCUCUUGGAAACGGGAUGGUGGCAGAUGGCCUGCUGUAUUCUGUGAAAGAGACAUGUGCAAUGUUGUCUAAAUUCUGCUGUGCUGGCAGAUGACAGUGCUAUGCCUAUGCAGUUAUGCCAUUUUGCACUUGCAAUACAAAAUGCAGGUGUAAGGAGCAAACAAUGGGCCAAACAGGCAUGAGAAGAUAUGUGAAGCUGAGACCUGGUUCUGAGCUCCCUCAAAAGUUGGUUCCAGCAUGUUGUAGUGACACUUAUGCUCUAUAUGCCCACUGCAAAAAUGUACUGGAGGAUAGGAUUGUGAUUCAUUCGGGAGCAAAUCACGCACAGGAGUAUACAUGUAAAGGAAUUCAGCUUGUAUAUUAAGCUGCAUGGCAUGUAUGUGAUGUUGUAGCAUGGGGCUACAUCAAUCCACCCCCAUGUCUAGAAGGUCGCAGUUACCCAAGUGAGAACUUGGUGGAGAUUUUCCACAGGCAUUUGGUUGAGCACUGGGAGUACAGGAUGCUUGACUAGAUGCGCCAUUGGCUUGAUCCAUCAGGUGCUUCUUGUGUUCUUAAGGGGAGCACUUUUGCACAAACAGCCAAGGCAACGACAAAUAUGAAAAGAGCAAAUGAAUGACACUUGUCCUCCCUCAGAAUGUUACAGGUCCUCCUGCUGCAGAGAUGAACUGUUAAACCCAGGCUGCAUUCGGGGCUGCAGGAACACAGCAAGGUAAGCAAGAGAAGGCCUUGGUCAGGAAAGUGGCGCCUAUGCUUCAGAGUAUGACUCCUGAAUAUCCUAUAUACCCCUCUCCCUUGAGCAGCCCAAGAAGUCCUGAACACUCAAAAGCACCCAGGAGCACAAAGUCUCCCUUUGCAAUGUGGCUCAAAGUGUACUGGCUUAACAGCCCACUCUUGCUCCGAAAGGUUGUGGCUGUGUCUCCCAGACAGGGCAACAAUGCACUCUGCAGGCCAGGGAGUUUUUGCAGACCACAACCCUCUUCUCUCUGUAGAUCAGUUCCUGCAAUGUCCCGAGAAAGGCUAUAGGGAACACAACCACGUUUAGUGGACACUGACCCCUCCACUCCACCCAAACACUAAUGACACUUUUUUUUUUUGUAGGAGCCGACUUGGGGAUACAUGAAGCAGAACAAACUUUAGCCAGAGACAGAGCUCCAUGGCAGCUUCCUGCACAGGAUAGAUGACUAUUGUCUCAGGGAUUGCAUUAUAUUUCCCAAGAGGUGACAUCAGGGGGAACUGCUGAUGGGAGAGUGGGGAGUGGGACUGGAUGGCUGGCAACUUUAAUGUGCCAGCUGCACAUGGACACCCAGUCACAGGAAUUGCUUCUUGGCAGCUGUUGCUCCUUCUUAGAUACUAUCUCCACCUCUGUGGAGAUGGUCCUUCUACACUCCUAGAGACAAAGAUGUUUCUGCAACCAAUGCCCAGCAUGCUGUGUAGACCACAAGCGAGGCCUAUAUCAGCAGUGACCUGUGGGGAACUGGCUGUUCCAGUGAGGGGUUUCCACCUUUUUUUCCACCCCCAGACUUCCUGUCUCUUGGAAGUGGGCUGCAGACAGGAUUGUAGCAGGUGGCAGACGUACCCAGUGUGGAGGUUUAGUGGUGGGGGAAGCUGCCCUCUGCUGCUAGGCUGCCUGCCAGCCAUCUAGUCCUCAAGAGGCAUGGAGGUCCUGCGCAAAUAAAAAAACCCAUGUUUAUGAGAUGUUGUUAGAACUCCCUCCGUUGUUGAUGCUGCUCAAUAAAAGCGAUGACUGUUUCAACUGCCUGUCUCUGUUUCCUGUUGGUCAGCUGAUAGGUAAGCUGUACUUCUCAGCAAUUCUGCAUUUCAGACAUCUUCAGGAUGGGACAUGCAGCAGGGGGAGACAGUAUGUCCUGUGCUGCAGCUCCACCUGAACAUUUUGUCUCCUUUUCCCAUCUAAACUUAUUGUUGCCAACAGGUUGCCCAAAGAUGGACUUUAGUGGCUUGUAGUCACUACGUUUCCAUUUUAGAAGUAUGAGGGACAAACUCACCCGCUUCUGUUUCCUAUUGUUUUACUCUUUCCCACUGAAUUUCCAGCCUGUUCAAGGUACUGUCUCUUUACUGUGAGUUGCUGCUGAUGUGUUCAUUCUUCCCUGUCUCUUUGUCCCCUGUUCCUUUCCCUUCCAAAAUGCUUGUUUCUUUCACACUGAAACCAACAGAAGUGCACUGUGUACAGAUUUGUGUACAUCAUAUGUGCAACCUUUGGGACCACUGUGGGACUUGACCUCUCGUUCUAGAGGACCUGUUCAUGCAGGCUUCUUGCCCACUGAGCUACGAUGUAGGGUAGCUGUUGUGAAAGGAAUAACACUCCUUCCUUUUAAUUCUGGCCUUGACUAUUGUCCUGUCCAAAAGUGUUGUUUUUUGGGUUGUUUGCUGCUGACUAUAUCUAGAACUGUAGCCCUGAAACUAAUCACACCCUCUCCUGGUGGUCACCUCAAAACUACUGUGACCUGAUCACAAUUCUCCCAGUGUAUAAUUUUGUUCGUGAGAUAACUUUUAUAGGGUUUGUUUAGUAACAAAUAAUCAUUGCAAUAAUCAUUGCGUAUCAAUGUUCAGUAGUAAUAAUAGCAGAAUGUGUCACACGUAAAACAACAACAAUCCUGUAUGCAUUGCAAUAAGUAUUCCCGAAGAAGCUAAUAAAGAUCACUACCCUUCAGUUAACUUCCUCAGUUUCGACAUAGGUGGUUUUCACCUUGCCUUUCCUGAGAGAAUGCAAAACCUCCCCCCUUCCACAUUUACUUUGAUAUUCCCUUCUGUUUUUUGUUCAAACCACCCCAUGGCCUCUUUGAUCAUCGUUUGUGCAAUACUGUCUGUGGCAGCCUUUGAAGAACUUACUGAGCACCUAUCAUCCCACAACUACAGCACUUGCUCUCUGCACUUCCUUUCCUUGGAAGGGAUGAAAAUCCUGGUUUAAUUGUUAAAUAAAUAACAAUGUUGUGUUUGGGCUUCUGGGACUGAGAGGUCCUAGCAUACUGUUGAUAGCAAAUAUUUAUUUCCUCCUUCCAGAGCUCUUGGGAAAGACGUGCAUAUGGUUCAGAGAAAGUUUCCCAUCCAGGCAGCUUACAGGACCAGACCUGCAUAGCUUCAGUAGAGAACUGUGUCACAUGCCUAGUUCAGAUAAUUCAAUCAAAAGGAAAGGAAAAUAAUUCACAGCUCAAGGAUGGUGGAAUAGGCAGGACAGUGAAUGCUGAAAUUAGAAAGUUUGGACAUAAACUGAAGCUCAGAAAUUUAGGAAGCUGUAGCUGGGAACAGAGAUAGAGAAACCCGAGAGAGAGGGAGCAUGAUGGUGGGAGCUAGGAAUAUUUGGGUGCAGAAUGAGGGCUGCUUCCAGACAGGUUUUUCUUUUAUAUUUAUUCUGCUAUGUUCCAUCAGUAUCAGUGGGCAUUGCAUAGCUGCCAUAAUGGGGGAAAGGAAGGUCAAAUUUUCUGAGUGGCCACUUAGAAAACAAGUUGUGAGCCAUGCUUUAAAAUAAAAUCAAGUUAUUGAAUGCUAGCAGUUCAUUCAUUUAAGCAUGAUUGCUCAUUGCUAUUUGUGAAAUAUAUAUAAAAGAAAGGUUGUUAUGGAUUGUUUUGAAGUUUCUAAGAAAGAGCAUGUUGCUAAAAUGGUGGUGACCAGAAAGGGUUCUUGCCCCCUGUUUUCUAAAUUAGAGGUCUAGUGCUGUAGCACUCUUCCAUUUUAAGCCAUAGGUGGACAACAUGUGGCCCCAACCUCAUUUUUGGUAGCCUCCCAAUAUCUCCCCCAGUUGCCACAGUCAUCUAUCCUACUUCAGUUCCUUCUUACAUUUCCUGGCUUUUUAUAGUGUUUCUCCCCUUUUCUAUAUAGGUCUAUAGCAAUUAGAAAGAGCAGUAUUUUAUUUGCUAAAACUAAAUGUCAUUAGUUACUCACUUUUUGCUUGGUUGUUGGGAAGGAACUGGGGAAGGAACUCACCACCCCCGCCCCCCCUGCCCCCCGUUGUCGAAAAGCUUUUGGUAGGCUGUUGCCAUGUGUAUAUCUAGCAAAAUGAGAAAGGAUUACUUUCACUUACUUUCCAAAAAAACCAAAAACUGCACUGGUCUGUUUUACUACUGAAAAAAUAAACAUCACCUCUGUAUACUUCCUUGUGAGUAACUCCAUCAAACUCGGUGGAGCUUACAUGCAUAGGUUUGGGAAUUCUAAUUGAGAUAGCCAUGAUGAAAAUUGAAGAAGGGUGGUCUUUGUUCUGGAUUAGUCAGAAAGUUGUCUUAGCACUAGAACGGGGUUAUAAAAUGGUACCUGCUACAAAGGUUAUAGUGAAUGUGCUGAACUGUGAUAGGUUCACCAUCCUGAUAAUCAUAUAGUGCCUCAAAAAACAGGCAGAAGAGUAGUGGCAAGAGCAUCUACGCUGGUAGAUAUUUUGCCUUCUGCUUUCAAAAGUAUCUGACCUUCUGCAGUAAGAAAGAAAAGAUAGAAGCAGCACUAGGGAAAACAUGAGAGGAUUCCAGAAUGUGCGUGAACAAUGCAUGUCAAUUUGACACUAAAUGCUCAAUGAGGAAGCAACCUGGUUCUGGCCUCUGGGUUGUUUCUUCUUUAGUGUCCUGUUCAGGUCAUGAAGAAGAGUCCAUGGGGGCAGUGGGCGGGGGGGAGGUUGCAAAGCAGCACCAAGGAGAGCUCCUAGUGAGCAACAUGUUCCAACAGUGUCUGAGACCAUAAUGAAUCCUUUCAUGCUUUGGCAGUUGGGGAACCCCAUGCUGGGUUCCACCCCAGCCUUGAAAAGUGGGUGGCCUUAAAGGGUCAGCUCUUGGCCUGGAGGCUUGCAUUUUGCUGCCCCUACGGGAGAUCAUGCCAGACAUGCUGCCUGUGUUUCCCCACAAACUGUGUGUACAGUAUGAGGCCCCUGGGAGGUAGGUAUGCUGGUCCUAGGCAGUGAUGCAGUCUCUGGUCCAAUCUCAGGAGUUCCCAGUUAAGGGAUCUCUAUCUUCUUGGUCCCAGAAUCUCUGGAAUCUUAUGCUAGGAUACCCCUGGUUCAGUGGUGGUGCUUAGUCCCAGCGCUGCCUUGGUAUCACUAUUGGUUCCUCAGCCUUUGAGGCUGUCAUGAUACCACGGUAGCAAUCACAGUUGCCCACCUGGGAGAAAAGCUGGGAGCAGAGGCUGCAGACAGAAAAAUCCCCUUUGACACAUUAAACCCGGGGCCCUUAAUGUAGUGUCUGUGGAUGCGACAGUACCCUCAGACACCUCUCUUGGAACCUGCCACAGCUUUCUGCUCAUCUUGUUUUUUAAUUGAGUGGUUUUUUAAUAUUUACUUUGGGAGAUUUGGUGAGAGGGUGCAUGGUUGCUGUUUGUUGGCAAGAUGUUGUCUGUUUUGGUGGGGUAUUGGUGUUUUGUUUGUGGGUUUUUUUGGGGGGGUGUUUCUAAGCAUUGCCAGUUUCUCUUCUGUGACGUGGGUAUUUUGUGUUGCCCAUUUUGAUUUCUUAGAUUUACAAAUGCAUCUCCGACUUCCCAAAAUGUUGGGGAGCCUGCAUUAAACAAACAGGUGUCAUUGGGGCCUAUGGAAUCCUCUUGGCUGGUUCCACUGGGUCUUGCUAAAAAACUGGGGUGUUUAUAGGAUUGCUACCUCUCCUGGCAGAUGAGUUGUCAUUGCUCACUUGCAUAUAUGAAUAGAGCUAAAUGUGUGCAAAUUAAAAUUCCAAGGCUUCUCAUUAAUGCCUGUCUAAGCCAAAACAACAUACUGGAUAGUUAGGAAACUGGUUAGCCUGAUUUACUAGGCCAGAUAGCAAUCAGCUUAUUGGCUGCUUCUAUUGUCCUAAAUAAAAGCCACCAACUCCUCAUAAACACACUUAAUCACAAAUCUUAUCUAUCUGAUGUGUACUUGCAUACUUCAUAAAACACGCAUACUUAAUCCUUCGUGCAUAGGAUAUUUUGUCACGGUGUGUGUGUGUGUUCAUGUGUGUUACUGCUUGUAAUAUGAAACCUUCCCUGGCAGCAGACUUUUGAGCAGAGUUUGUCUUCUCUCAUUGAUAAACUCAGUUCUGGAAAUUCCCCUCUGCACAGUGAAACAAUGCUGGGCUAUGGGGAUUGCAGCCUGCAGCUUGUGCUGUGGGAGCUUGCGUGACUCCAGCGCAUCUCAGAGAGUAUAAACAAAGCCAAAGCCAGAAACGUGCUCUAAUUAUAGCUGGCAAGCUUUGCAAUGGUGAGAGACUCUAUGGUGCCUAAGAGUUCCCAUCCUCACCUCCCCAUUCAAAUUGCUCGUAACUGGAGGGUUUGAAUGGAUCUCCAAGGUCAGCUAGUACAACUCCUGGCCCCAAAGUUUGGCCUCUGGCAGCAGCCUGAGAUCUAAGCAAUAGUAUGACACCAGAGCACAGGAGACUAAAGGACAACUACCUUAACACUGCACCCCUGUGCACUCUUUUAGCUUAGAAGUGAGGUCCAUUGUGUACAGGGAAAAUAAUUUCUAAUAAGUAAGGUAAUAAGUAAGCAUAGGCCUAGUCUGCUUGUUUAUUUAAUAUAUAUUCUACCUUUCCCCCAAGUUGUUAUAAAAUAUGAAGUGGUCAAAAACAAUAGUUAAAAAUACAACAAAACACAUUUAGAACCAGCUUUAAAAUACGGAUUGCCCAGAUAGCAGUCCAGUGGUCAAUGGACUCUGCACCUAGUUUUCAAAGGUUGGUUUAAACAGGAAGCUCUUUGCCUUGUCCAUUGCUGCAGUGGGCCUUAGUAGGAUCUUCUCACCCUGGCAUGGUGGUCUCUAGGGCUUUCCACGCUCAAAUCCCAGAAUGUUGGAUGGAACUCCAUUCUGGAAAAUGUAAGGCAGCAACUACCAUGGCUGCCAAAGAGGUCUUAGCUGCAAGGUCUUGCCUUUUGCCCCCUUGAAUCCUGGCAGAGGAGAGGAAAGCAGUAACUGCUCCAUGUUUCUGUUUCUGUCUAUCUUGGUCAGGUGGUCAGUGAAGGACCUCUUGUAGCAGAGGGAAGAGGACUGUGUUGUGGAGACUGAGGCUCAGUACACCCCAGAGCAUUAACACCCAUGGGGUAGUCAUAACUCAGGACUAUUGACCAGUAACCUCAGCGUAGUAGGAAUUGUGCAUCAUUCAACAGAGACUGAAGUGGGUGACAAGAGCAAGAAAUUGCUACAGAUUUGGACAGUGAAAGUGUGGAGCUACAGCUUGUGUUCAGAUCUGACUUACCUGUACCCCCAUGUUCAGAUAAGCGUGUCAGGAGGAAGCCAAGAAUACACAGGCAAGAUCCUGUUUUCCCUGUAUCUCCUUCUCCCAUAGUCCUCAUGCUGCCUAGUACAGACUCUGUCUAUAAAGUCACCAGCCUGGCCCCUGGCAGAACAAAUUUUAAUAGCUCACUUGAUCACACAAAUGAAGUGGGCUUGGGGGAAUAAAUUUAUUCCAGUUUGCAAACUCAUUCUUCCUUAAUCAUCUGGAGGUGAACUCUACUCACCUAUUUCACAAGCGUGGCCUAAUGUCAUGUGAAGCAAGAGUUGUGGUACGGGAGCCAAAGAACACUCCUCUCCCAAUGUGCACAUAUAGAGGUCUAGGAGCUAAUCACCCAUGGAGGCGACAGGGACUGUUUGACAAGAUAGCAUUCACAGGCCUUAGGCCAUCAGACAAGGGGAUGAACAAUCAGGCAGUGCUUAAGCUUUGAAGCUGAGCAGCUGUCUGAAAUAAAAGGACACCAGUCCCUUAUCUGUCGUCCUGAGGGGCUGGGAUCAGAACUGCCGCCUCAUCUUUAUCAAGGAACAUAGUUUGUUGUUUUCCUAUGGGCCAAAAGACAGUGUGAUAUAGAAGAUCUAUGAUCAGGUCUCCAAAUUCCUUUUUCUUGGUUAAAAGCAGUUGCUGGGGAGUGGGGCUGGAUAAAGGGUAGGGCUGUGGCGCUGAAGAGGGGCUGGUUAACCCUUCACCUAUCUCCAAAAUCUCUUGCCUGAAACCUCUGUUACUUGAGGGGAUAGGAUUGCCAAAGGUGUAAAGUGCUGUGAUUUGUGCUGUGACUUGAAAAAGGCCAUGCCUGUUGGAAUGCCUGCUAUGUGUGUCUGACAGCAGGGGGCCACAACAAGGAUUGGGGAAUCUAUCACAUUCCAGGUGUUGUUAGACUCCAACUCCCAUCAACCCCAGCUGCUUGAGGGGAGAUGUAACCAAGCAAAAUCUGAAGGGCAAUCCCUUUCAGGUUUCGCCAUCCCUGGAAUAAGCUCAUGGGCAAGCCGUUAAGCCUUCACACAACUGUACUGUGCGAGUGCAAUGGAGGAUCUUAUGUGGGUGGUGAGCAUUGCAAUGGUGACUAAGUGAAAUGUGCUCUUUCUUGCAGGUUUCCGUGAGAGUGCUUUUGCCUAUGCCAUUGCAGCCGCAGGGGUGGUACAUGCUGUCUCCAAUGCGUGCUCCCUGGGCAAGCUGCAGGCAUGUGGCUGUGACCAGAAGCGCCGUGGGGAUGAGGAAGCUUUCCGCCUCAAGCUGCACCGUCUCCAGCUGGAGGCCAUGAACCGAGGCAAGGGGAUGAUGCAUGGAGUGCACUUGGAACACAUGCCAGCUGAGGCCCCAGGCCUGCAAGAUUCCUGGGAGUGGGGGGGCUGCAGCCCCGAUGUGGACUAUGGGGAGAAAUUUUCCAAGGACUUCUUAGAUUCCCGGGAGACCUACCGAGACAUCCACUCUCGCAUGAGACUGCACAACAACCGUGUUGGCCGGCAGGUGAGCUGAAAGCGCAGCGAUGGGUUGGGUGGGGAGUUGGAGUCAAGGCUUGGAAAAAGGUUUCCGGGAGGGAGUCAAUAACCCAGACAGUUCCUGAUCUAUAGAAAUAAACGAGGCUGAUCAUUCCAGCUCAGACACUCAUCUACCUGGUUGGUCCAAGAUGGUUUGUACAGGGCUGGCGUAACUGAGAAAUGCUGUCUGCAUUUAAUGUGAUGGCAACUUCUGAUUCAAUCAGAUUCAGACUUGAGUCAGGGCUUAUCCACACUUACCUUUUGCCCUGCUCUUUCCAGGCACAAGUCUGUGCUUAAAAGCUCUGUGUCUGAGCAUUUGUUUCCUUUUUCUUUUUUUGCCCUGGAGCUUUCCCCUCACCCACAGUUUAGCAUUCAAUGGGAACAAACAUCGGUUUGGGGUUUGGGCAUAUUGCUGUUUGCUCUGAUUGAGCUUUAAAGAGCAGGUUUUCAUGGGGAAAGCUCCAGAAGGGUGGGGAGAAAGGGCGCUUGGACAUGAAGAUUUAAAGCGUGGAUCAUGCCUGGAAAGAGCGGAGGAAAGGUAAGUGUGGAUAAGCCCUCCCAUAGUGUACUGUGCUUGCAUUCUGCCAGUGCUUGAUCCCUGCCUGGAGCAAUCUGAGAACCAAGAGCAUCAAUUGUGGCUUGUUUACCAGCAGAAAUAAUAGCAUGGUAGGGCCAUCCUCAUCUCUGCUUCCCUGAUGCACAGCUUCUCAUACUUGCAUUUUAGAUGAAGCAGAAGUGUGGAACGUGCAAGAAAAUUAUGGUAAUUCAAGAGAUUUAUUGUUCUGUUUAACUACUUAAUCCAUAAGAAAAGGCCCCAGUGCUCUGCAUACUCAAGUCUGAUUCCAAGCUCACUGGAAAGCAAAUACAACACCCAUGAUUAUAAACAGUUUACUUCUAGUAGUCACUGAAUGCUUAGAGCAAACAGGGCAUGGACUGUAUUCAUCUAUUUGUUGACUAUUUAUCCCACCAUGACUAGAAUGACUAUAAUGUUAUUCUUUGCUUAUGAGACUGACAUGGCAUUUAGCUGGACACAAUGUGCAUGAGAAUACUGGAAGAGAUGGACCUCUGUUUUCUUACACUGCUUGGUGAAUUUCUGCUUUCCAUAAGAAGUGAUCAUAGAUCUGGCUCCAGAAUUGCAGCAACAACCUGCCCAACAUAGGGAUGGUUUUCAUACCUUGAUACCUUCAUGAGUGGCACAAGGGAGCAAAUUCUUAAAGUAAAUAUAGAAGACCAUGUUUUCACUUUUGCCAUAAGAAGAGCCUGCUGGACCAGGCCAAUGGCCCAUCUGGUCCAGCAUCCUGUUCUCUCAGUGGGUGACCAGAUGCCUGUGGGAAACCUGCAAGCAGGACCUGAGGACAAGAACACUCCAUUCCUGAAGUUUCCAGCAACUGGUAUUCAGAAGCAUGUGGCCUAUAACACUGGAGGCAGUGCAUAGCCUCCAUCAUGGCUAGAAGCCCUGAAUUUGUCUAAAAUUUACUAGCUAAAAUGUAUGCAUAUCUGACAUGCACAAACUGUACAAUGACCAGUUCCAGCACUAUAUUUUCCUGGUGUAAACUGCCUUGUGAAAUGGAGCCUGUAAAGUGGCAGCUGGUGUUGCCACAGUCAGCUCUUUGUAACAUACUUUUAAAACCCUGUUCUUGUGAACACACAGACACAGUCUCCUUGCACAAAAGUAGCUCAUGAUAAUUAAAACUGUUGAUCUGCUUAAUGAUCUGCAUGCACAUCUCUGAAAUUGCUCUGUAUUCAGAAUAUUUGUUUUCACUGAGAAACCAUUGAGCUGCAGGUAGUAGAGAUACUAUCUGUACAUGCAUCUGGCAAAGUAGAUUCUGGCCCAUCAAAACUUAUGCUACAAUAUAUUUUAGUUUUUAAGGUGUCAAAGAAUCUUUUUUCCCUGCAUGGCACAUACUGAGAUGUAGAUCAGCCAGUGCAGUAACCCCCAUCUUGGAGAAGAGCAUUUGUGAGGUUUUGAGAAAAGCUUGAUUCAGUCAAGCACAUCAUUCUGCUGAUUUAGGUUUGAAUGCUAAAAUUCUGAACAGUUUGAGUGGGUGGCCACCCAUGAUCUGAGCUAGGUUCAAGCCUCUUUAUUCCCCCACAACUAAUAGUUCUACAGGAAAAUCCAGUGAGAGUUACUAUUACUAAUUCAUUACCUGCAUCUAGAAAGUGGUUUUAUAAUAACAAAAGAUGGAUGAAGAAGUUAAUUGCUAAGGGAAGAAAAUGGCAAUGAACAUUUUCAGUGGAAGUAAGCCUAGCAAAAAUUGUGCAGUCAUCUCUAAGCUGUACAGCUGGGGAGGGCCAACUUUUUUCUAUUGAUGGACACAUUUGAGGGUCACAUUCCCAUGGGAGUAAUCUGUCAGACAGCAGUAGUCAGAAGUGGGUGCAGCUACUCCCUUUCUGUCUUUUUGACACCCACUUCUCUCCCUCCCCCUUGUCCUUUUCCACCUGUUUUUCCCAUUUGCCACUCAUAAGAUGUUGGGCCAAGAGUUGCAGAUUGCUCACCUGCAUUGUAUAGGUACACCUAUCUGAUCUGAUGCACCCAUUUCUAAUAACAUGCAAACAGAAAGACCUGGUUUCUUAGAAGGUAUGCUAAAUACCUUUUCAGCUCAUGUAUAUCCUUCCCAGAAGGCCUUGAUCUUUGAGCACGUCACAAGGUGAAGAAUGUACCUCAGUUUCCUCAUUUCAGCAUUUAUUUCGGCAAGUGGUAGAUUUUGCAAGCUUGAGGUCAUGUACCACCUGUACACAUUUUCAUUAUAUUCUCUUUAAAGCAUUACAUGCUGUAAACUUGUACUGUGGUCCAUAACCGUUCCCAGUCAGCAAACAUAAUGUUAUCCAACAUCCUGUGCCAUUAAUCAUGCAGAUUUACCGUUUCGUCCUGAGUAUUCCAUAUUAGCAGCAAGUAAUACAUUCUUGAAAGUGUUUAGUUUUGGGAUCUAGCAGUUCUGUUUCAACUUUGAUUUUCCACCUGAAGCCAAUUUUCUAUCAAAUUAUGACCUCUCUUUGGUAGUAAUGCGCUCACAAGUCUAUAUCUAUCCCACAUUGCUUUCAUCAAUGCCACUUGAAUCCUGAUGGUAUAUGAAUCCUACCUGAAUCUCACCUGAAAACGGCAACAGUCUGGAAGUGUUAGGCAAGCAUUUGGAUGGAUUAAUUUAUGCAGCAAGAUGAUUGAUUGGAGGACCUCUUAAGGCAGGCAUGUCCGAAUCGCUUAGCCUAAUCUGCACCUGAAGACGGCAUAGUUUGAAGUCCUAAGCGAAGUGUUAGGCAAGCAUUUGGAUGGAUUAAUUUAUGCAGCAAGAUGAUUGAUUGGAGGACCUCUUAAGGCAGGCAUGUCCAAAGUCCGUUUCAGGGGCCUAAUUUGGCCCCUGUGGCAGUUUAUUUCCUGGGGUAAAAUCCUAAAAAAAGGUCAACAACUUUGGUCGGCCCUUUGGUGGGCUCUCACGGCCCUUCACUUCAUCAAAUCUGGCCCUCUUUGAAAAAAGUUUGGACACCACUGUACUACUAUCAUUGCUAGACAAAGCUCUUCAGCACAAAUAGUUUUUGGCUGCACUUGAUACCUGUGAACAGAGCUGUCUGUAAUCUGUGACCACUCUAUGCAGGUGUAGAAGUAAGCAUUGGAGACACCUUAAUUUCAUUUUAACUUCAGUUGUUUAGGUCAAAAUUCAAAACCAGCACUUUGAAUUGUUCCUGGAAAGCAGCAGGAAGCCAAUGUAGGUGUUCAAGCACUAGUAUAAUGUGUUCCAUAUUUUAGAAAGAAAGAUUACUUAACAAUGCAUUUUUUUUUGUAAUUUAAGAGAAAUAGUGUUCUAAUUAUAGCUUAGUGCACCAGACAUCCUCAAGGGUAGUAUAUGCAAGUGGAAACUGAGCAGUGCUUAACAUUGCAAAUUAAAUAAUAUAGAUGCAUGACUGCAGACAAAAAAGCUUGUUACCUUAAAAUGACUUCUCCCAGCACAUUCACUUCCUCUAUUACCUCUCAGUCUGCAUCCUAAAAAGAAAUGUUCCUAAAAAUUGCAUCGCUGAACUCAGAAGACAAUCUGCAGUAAUUUGGGAUUGUUGCGCAUCAUAACAGCCUUCAGUCUUUUGCUCAUCAGUUUAUUUUAUGAUAUAUGUUUAAAGUACCAAUUACGUGAAGUGGCCACAAUGUAUGUAUGGUAAAUUGAACUCUAUUUUGGAUUCACCAUUCCUAACUAUAAAGUCAGCCGCAGUGAACAUCAGUACUUGAGAUACAUCACAUUAGGAUAGAAGGAAGCCCAUGAACUGUGUCAUGUUACUUAUAAGUAAUCUCAAAGUAAGGUAUACAAGAGAGAUGUCCAGUCGUAUAGGGCCAACUUCUAUUUAUAUGAGUUCAUCAAUUACAAGUACUGAAGGCUGGCACAUCCAGAUCCUGAAAGUGCUCCAGUGCCUUACAAGAAUUUUCUAGAAGGGGUCAUGGGUGGUUUUUCUGCCUCUGCAUGACUUUGAUGUGAAAAGCCAUACAUGGUGAAGCUUGGCCUUCUGUGUAAAUCGUAAAAGGUGCAGGAGUCCUCUCACACAAUCAGCAGGUAUGCAGUGAGCUGGGGAGUUGGUCCAAUAGGACUGUUUUAAGAAUCCAUUGGAAGAGCAAGUGACUGUCCCACUGAUAUAUACCACUGAGAACUAACUCACGUAUGUGUUAAGCAAGACCACUUCAUGCCAGCACUGCCAAGGGCUGCUGCAACAAACAGCAGUACAAGCCUUUGAGAGGCAGAGACAUGAGAGGGCAUCAGAGGAAGCAGGGAAGCAAGGAAAGAGGGACAGAGGCAGGCACCCCAACCAUCAUUUAAGGCACCCCAAGGUGCCACAACGCACUGGUUGAAAAUCUCUGGCCUGAAAUGUUUUCCUUUCUCUCUAUCAUUCCUUUGAGAUGGAAAGGUAAAAUCGGCAGUUCAAAUGCCCUUGCUGUGUUGAUAUAGGAGAAAUCUAAUCCAGGUUAAUGACUGCUAAUACAGGUUAAGCCUUUCUCCUGUAAACAAGCCUGCCCUAACUCUGACCUUUUGGCUCCUUGACAAGGGGGAAGGAGCCCUGCACUCUCUGCCUAAUCCAUCAGAGUCAGACCACUCUGCCACUGCUUUGUAUCUGUGCAUUUAGGAGAACCAUUGUUCCACCAAGGUUGGUACAAGAAUCAGUGCUUUUGAAAUCCAGGGAAAUCGAGGUUAUGUAUGGGAUACUUGGAUGGAACAAUAUGCCCAGACUGAUAAUGGAAUCUCCUUUUUAAAAAAAAUAUAAAUCAAAAAUCUGUGGGGGGAUACGUGAUGUAUAAUAUAUUAUGACGUAUAAGAUAUUAUGCUUCAGUGAGGAAAGGAGCUGGAUCCCCAAGAGUCGAUAAAUCUGACUGCUAAUGGCAGCCAGAAAUUUAAUUCUAGUGACCAGCAAGGAAAGCCUUGAGUGUGUUCCGCCAAAGGGUUACCCAUUUUUCAAAACACUGGAAGCAAAACAAGGAGGCAGAAAGUGUCUCUAUAAAAAAGAUGUUAGAGUGAGUCCCAUGUUAGGAUCCAGUAUCAGUGUUAGGAGCUGGUGUUGGGUUUUCUUAAUAUUGAUGUGGUCAGUGGUGCUACUCAGGUGUGUGUGUUUGUAAUUAUAACCUGCAUGGCAGAACAUCUGUGAGCUUUUCACAAUUUAGCACACCUGAGGUAUCUUAACAAUUUAACUAAUUAGCAACUAAUUAACAAUUUAACUAAUUACCUACUGCACCGAAUGCAGCGAUGUGAUAGGGUAAUUGUUUAUUUGAAAACUGUAUUUAAGUUGAUCAAGUGGUGUAGUGUGUACUGUUAUAGAAUACUGUUGAGGAGUGGUGUUGAGAAGAGGUGUUUUGCAGCUGUUUGAUUAUUAUUUAAAAAUAAAGUAAGCAAAGAUAUUGUGGGCAAGUUUUUAUUCCAUCGCCCCAGUAACUGCGUAAACUUGGUUGGCAAAGAAGGUCCAACAGCUGGGAAGGAGGGAUUGCUACAAACAGUGUUAGAAACUGAGAUAUGAAAGCUAGAAGCUAAAUGGCACCUUAAACCUAGGUUAUGGGCACAACAACAGAAUGUCUAGGCACCCUUUUUUAUAACAAGAAUACAAAGCUGAAAAUGAAUGAACUGCAACUAAAAUACUAUGUUCAUUUUUCACAUGGUCUAGUCCUUUCCCUGCCCACCCCCAUAAUAUUUUUAAGAGGGUCUCUUCUCCAGUCUUCACACAAUAGCUGGAAGUGGGGAGGCAGAAAAAGGUCUUCCUUUCCUUCCACUCUGCAGUUUUAAUCUGAAAUCUUAGGCACAGUACUGCGCCCAGAGCUCAGAAACUGCUUACCCUAAUGAAAUUCUCUGUUGCAAAAUGUGCCUAGAACAAUGGGAGUUUGAACACUGGCUACAAAUGCACCUUGCCCAUUGAUCUUCGCUUUGUGAAGCUCUUUUGACCAGUGGCAAUUAAAAAGAAUGCACUUAUUUUACUCCUGUGGAGCAGAAAGGCUCACCUUGUUGCUAGAACCAGUGUUUGACUGCUAUAUCCAGCCAAAAUGUGUGGCUUUCUUUCAUCUCUUAGGACUAACCUGAAACUGCUUUGAAGCAGGAGAAUGAUGGUGUGUGUGUUUGUGUGUACAUGAUAUCAAUGUGUUUGAUAGGCGUGCAAUGAAAAGACUAUCAGGAGACAGCAGAGUAAGAUCCAGGCAGCACAGGAGCCACAAAAGGCCCUGUCAAAGAGGCAUAUAUCCAAGAAUGGUGAUUGGGCCUGGCAAUGACACAUGGCAGCUGCACAGUUUGCAUUACAUUGACACCCAGGUACCCCAGCUGGGUUCAAGGACUGCGCUGCCCACAGUGCCCCAAUGUAGUAUUUCUACAGUGUAUUGAAAUGGUGUAUCAGACUUAGCCAGUGGGCACUGAUCACAGCACUUUGCUGCCUACCUUAUGCUAUCAUUGGGUUACCCUCACUGGAGUUUACUGGCAUAGGACGUGCUCCACAAGAGAGAAUUCUUCAGAAAAGACCUUUCAAACCUGUAACCUGGCCCUCAAGGUGAUAGAAAGGGCUUGUUCUUAUGGUGGGUUUUAGAGGGGAGACCUGGGAGGGAGGAAUGGGACAUAUCUCAGUUGCAACUUAAUUUAAUAAAGUGGCCAUUCUACUUAAUAUGAACAAACUAGGCAUAUUUUGAGGAGCCCUAAUAGGAUUUUUUAGAACUGGCCCAUGAUGAUGGGAUACUUGUCCCCAAUUUCUUACCAUGUUAAGCAUCUUUUUCUUUAAAAAAGCAUUUUGAUUCCCUCUGCCCUUCUCCCUCUUGAGACCAAUUUUCCACCGGAUGCUUUCUUUGUGACCUAAAGGGUAGAAUAAUGGGAGUGAAGAAACUAAACCUUGGCUCCUACCAGCACUAUUCAAGGAGACCCACAUUCUGGCUUCUCCUACGAAGCCUUUCCUGGAACGUGCUGGUGGGUGUUCCACCCACUUGCAGAAACUGUCCCUUGCUGACAGAAUUGCAGUAGAUCCUUUGCCAGAGAAAAGACUCUUCGUGGUUUGUUUCUUUAAAAAGAAAAAAGAAAAAACCCCACUACAGCUGCAAUCCUAUAUAUACACUUACUUGGAAGUAAGUUUCAUUGAACUUGGUGGGAUUUUCAUCCAAGUAAACAUGCAAUAGGAUUGUACUGUGCAGCUGUUCUUUGAGAUUAGGUGUCCUUUGAACAGUUGUACUUUCAAGCUCAGCGUAAUGGGCUGGAGAGUGAGUGGAGGUGGGGGAGAGGAAGACAUGCCCCUGCCUGGUUGCUGUGAAUGACCUUUUGUUAUCCCCUCUGCAUGGUAUAGACAGAGCUCUGAUUUAGGAAAGAUGUCUCUGGAGGGCUUCUCUGAGGGGGAGCAACAUUGUCCUCCCACAGGUUCCUUCGGGAAGCCCCUGCCUUGGGCAGGAUGGGAACUUUGUUCCCCAGCACCCUUCCCCAGUAGGGGAAGCACACAGGAAAUGGUUUCCAAACCACUAGGUGGGUUGCAAGGGGGAUAAUGGCUCCAGCCUAUUAGUGCUCUGUAAUUUGGUGCUAAUUUCCUUUAUUACAGUGUUCCUGCAUAGCAGGGGGUGGUGCUUGCUGCUUUCGGCAUGUGUGGGGUGUGUGUGGCUGAUUUUGCCAUCCAAUCUGUGCAAGCGGGGCUAGCACUUGGUGGGGAGAUGGCACUGGCUAGCUCUGCAGGCUGAUAUCGUGUGCCUGCCCUGGCCCCUUUUGUCUCCCUAAGAGGCAUGGAGGAGCUUCCUUGGCAAGGCAGUCCGGGCUGCAGCUGUGCUUGGUUAAGGGAUGGAUCUGUGGCAACUGGCAUUGCUGGCAUUAGGAAAACUCUGAGCUACCAAGGCGAGAGCGGCACCCAUGAAGGACAUAACUUGCCUUGCUGGAUCAGACCAAAAGUCCCAUCUGGUCCAGUCCUCUUGUCACCAGCCAGGUCACCCUGGCAAGCUUCUAAAAAGGCUCUAGCCUCUCCCUAUUCCUUGCUUCCAGCACCCAUUAAUCAGGGUUAUACUGCCCUUGAAUAUGGAGCAUCUUAUUUUUUAAAGCACUUCUGUCUCAGGUUGCUAGAAGUGAAGGUGACCUACUGCACAGACCCACACCUACCCCCUUCAGACUUAAAGCCAUGUGCUAUUAUGUCCUGCUGCACUCAAUGCUGUUUCUGGAUAUUUGAACCAGUCCAGAGUAAGCAAGAAAUAAACCAGGCAAAUGCCUGGCUAUCUGGCCAAAGAGUAGGAGACAAUGGGUGUGGGCUCUGUGCUAAACUUGUGUGAACAGAAGUCAAGAUAGCGCAAUCCAAUAUGCUGAAAGUUGUGUCCAAUGGAAACAGGACUUUUGGUACACAAUUAUAUACAGUGGUACCUCUGGUUAAGAACUUAAUUCAUUCCGGAGGUCUGUUCUUAACCUGAAACUGUUCUUAACCUGAAGCACCACUUUAGCUAAUGGGGCCUCCUGCUGCCUCUGCACCGCCAGAGCAUGAUUUCUGUUCUCAUCCUGAAGCAAAGUUCUUAACCUGAGGUACUAUUUCUGGGUUAGCGGAGUCUGUAACCUGAAGCGUCUGUAACCUGAAGCGUUUGUAACUCGAGGUACCACUGUGCAGAAUAAACAAAGUCCCAUUUUCUCCCUCUACACAUGCACUUGCCUGACAAUUACUAUAGCAUGCAUGCAGGAGCAGGUGGCAUAUAGCUAAAAGGAGCCCGUCUGCACACUUAGUGACUUGCCAUAAAAAGUGUACUAUGGGUUGCCAGAAGCCUGAUAACACUUGUUUUUGCCCCUACCUGGGACUGCAGGAGCAAGAUGAUUGUCAAAACACCUGGUAGGUGUACCUCACUGGUACACUGAGUUUGGCUUGGUGGGUAGGAAACUGUUUCAUUCACACACACACACACACACACACACACACACACACACACACAGACCUUGGCAGUUUUCCUGAUAACGUUCUUAAUUCGCUUAUGGUAGAAUCUACUAUGUAUUGGAAUGCCUCCCAGGUGUGCUAAUAUUAAUAGUUUCCUGCUUGCAAACAGAGCAGAAAAGACUGCCGUAAGUCCAAGCCAGUAGCAAGAACAGUGUAUAAAGAGCUUUACAGCAUUUGUUCUAUUUUUCCCAGCGAGGUAUAUCAUGCUGAGAAAUGGUGUGUUGCCAAUUGCCCCUCAAAUAGGUUAAAUAGAUAGGCACAGACUUGCAGCUGGGCUUCCCAGGGCCCCCAUCUUGUUCACUCUUGCCUGUUGUUCCAAGAACAGACACAAGAUAGAACAGUUAUUGUUGUUUCCUGACGUUGUGCUUUGAAUAGCCAUUUGAGGCAGACAGAAAUUCAUAAGGUGGAGCUGUGUUCUUGCAUGCCAUCAAGCAGCAGUGAAAGGCAAAGAGACUAUGUGGGUCCAUUUGUAGGAUCUGCCCCAGAAACUAUAGAUAUGGUGUAGGGUGGCCAGAUUCCAAAGAGGGCAGGGCUUUUGCCCCUUUAAUAGUGGUGUCUGGGCUAAGUGGCAUCAGUUUACUCUCUCAGUCCCAGCUCUCUCCUGCCUUCGCCCACCCAUUAGGAAGACGGGAUUUCCCAGGCUGGAGGCAGUCACCUCUUCCCUGGUUGGAACAUGCCUGCCUGACGGUUGGGGAGGUACAAGCAUACUCCACCACUGCUCCAGGCCUCAGUACACAUAACAGACAGGGGGCCAUAAUCCUGUACCCUCCAGAUCUUAGAUGGGCAUGUGAUGGGUGAGCUGCAUUCAAGCAGCAAGUAGGCUUCUCUGCCUAGCAACCUAUCCAAACUUGGAUAAAGAACAUUCCCUCUCUCCACAGCACCUCCCACCACCUUUGUGCUUGGGCUUUUCCUUGGGUAGAAGCAACCUCACACAAGGGCACUUCGGCCCAGGAAGCCAGCAAAAGGACAUCCUUCACGAGUCUUUUCACCCACGCAUCUUGAGCCAGGAUGAAUCCAGCAUUAAGCCAUCCCAGGCUGAGGCUUGUUCCACUUAUUUAAAAUGAUCUUAUGCAGGGAAUCACACCUUGGGUGCUUCUUUCCAAGUUGCCCAUCUUUAUUCCUAGAGGAACUCAUGAGUGUUAGCUUAGCCUCCUGCCCUUUACACCAAAGCCACUGCUGACCCUCCCUCCCAGUUGCUUUCUUUUCAGGCAUUCUCCUCCCAAUAUACUUGGACCAGCGAUGGGGUACCUUUGACCUGCCACAUGUUGCUGAACUACAACUCCCAUCAGCCCAGCAUGUGUGAUCCAUAGCCAAGGAUGAUGGGAGUUGUAGUUCGGCAGCAGCUGGAGGGCCAAAGGUACCCCACACCUGACCUAGGCCUUCCAAGCAUACAUGCAAGGUCAAACAGAGAGUUAACUUAACCUUCAGGGCCUCAUUACAUGCCAAUCAAGUGGAAGCUUCUGUUGUACAAUAUAUCUAAUUCUCUAUUAGCCCCAAGGUCUUCUGCAUCCCAGUGCCAAACCAGUCAUCUUAGCUGGAUCCAAACAUAAUAUGAGAUAGAUGCUACAGCCGGACCCUCUAGCUCAGGGGCAGGGAAUCUCUGGCCCUUCAGAUGUUACUGAACUCCUGACAGCCCCAGUCACCGUGGCCAAUGGUCAAGGAUGAUGGAUGUUGCAAUUCAGCAGCAGCUGGAGAACCAGUUUCCUCCAUCCCUUCUCUAGUUGGUGAUUCCACUCCCACCCCCAUCCCCGGUGAAUCUCAGUUUCGGGACUUUUUUUCUAGUACCAAGAACACAUUUGAACAUUCAGUAUAGGUACCAGGCAGGUGGGCAAAAGCAUGCUCCCUCAGGAUUCUGGAGAUGGUUGGCCAUACAGUGAGUAGGCAGCUCUUCCCUGUACUGGAGAGAGAUCAUUUAUGCUGGUUAUCCUGAUGAGUUUGCAGCAGUCUGUCUUUCUCCCUGUUUUAGCUUUAAACCUCUUGUGAGUAUAUUCAGAUAUUUCAAUGUUCUCCUCUUCUGUAUCAAUCCUUUCUUCUUUCUCUCUGCAUUGCUGCUUAGACCCUUCUAUCUACAGUUUCCAGCCCUUUAAUCAGUCCUAAACUUGCACUCUCUGUUCCCUGCAUGGAUCCCAUUUCUCGCCCUUCCACCUGGCAAACAACUCAUUUUCUCUGUUUUUACUCUGAAGAGUCUUGAUUGACCCUGCUCCUUCCCCUUUUUCUUUUCUUUCCUCCCUAAUGUGUCUCGUUUUGAUCUUCAGAUGAUAAACUUGGGCAGGGCCCACUUUAAUAACAAUAAUCAUUUCAGUCCAGAGUCCCAGAUGGAGCUUCAGAUCAAGUAAAACUCGGAAUAAACACAGUUGCAAUAGUUAGAGCUUGGGAAACCAAAUCAGGAUCUUGAAAGUAACAUUUCUUCUCGCAGAACCAGAAAUUUGGAAUCCAAAACAAAACUCAAAUGUCUCUUCUGUGGCCUUUGUCUAUGCAGUUGCUCAAUACUUGGAAGUAGUAUACACACACACCUUUCCAUUUGAGAGGGAGGGGUGAUUACACAUUGUGCUGUGCAUAUUUGCAGCUUCAAUUUUUUAAAAUUGCAUUUUAGCUUUAGUUUUUUCUUGCAGAAAUCAGGAAAGGCAGCUUUUACAUUUCUUGCCUUUAUAGUUACAGAAAGGAACCUUAGUGCCCUGUGUACUUCGCAGCAAGACUCCAAAAUAAAGUGUGUUGGGGAGGGGGAGAUAAGUACCUUUUUAAAAAGCCAGCUUUUUUCUCUUUCUUUUUAAAUGAAAAGGUCCUGUGAUAUGAAUGUUGUCUAAAUCUGAGUUACUGAUGCAUAAUUUUAGAGCAUCAGCUUCAUCUUUCAUUCUGACUCUGCAAACAGCCCUACCCUCUUGCAGCCGUGUAAUCCCUGACCGCACGUCGCUGCAUGUAACCAGGUACAACAGCUGCACCCAUACAGGGUUGAACAAACUAUCCUCAUCCCACCUCUUAAUGAACACCAUAGCAACUGGGAACAGUUUGGAUCUAUUUAUAUGGAAUCCUGGGAAGGGCAAAUGCCGCUCACACCUACAUCCCACAUGCGGAAGGACCUCUCCUCCCUCCGUUAUAGAUGACAAUGAUUAAUCACAUUAUUGAAAUUCAGAUGUACCAGGCUGAGUUCAAGCUGUUAGAGCCCUUAACAACUUGGGACUAAUUUUCCUAAGCCUUUCCCUCUAUGUGCCUACUGGAUCACUUUGAUCUGUGUUACUUGCACUUUUUACAAGUGCCGUAGAAUGUUAAUUCUGCACUUUGGUGUGGCGUCUGUGUCAGUGUGACUCUGGAACUCUCUGCCUGCUAAAGUUGAACCAGUGCAAACAUUAAUUCGGGUUUUCCACAAAUUGAUGUUUGCUCCAAUUGGGCUUUAAAGAGCAGGUUUUCACAGGGAAAGUUCCAGAAGGGACAGGGGAAAGGGCACUUGGACAUGGAGCUUUAAAUCACAGUGUGCCUGGAAAGAGCAAAGGAAGGGGAAGUGCGGAUGAACGCUUUGAUACCUGUCUGGAAAAAAAAAUGUUUUGGCAAGCCCAUCCAGACACAUGAUUUAGGGCUAAUCCAUACUUCCUCUUGCUCUGCUGUUUUCCCCUAGGGAAAACUACUCUUUAGUGCUCAGUUGGAGCAAAUGGAAAUUUGGGUUUCCCCCAGAUUGCCAUUUGUUCCAUUCUAUUGCUAAAGAGCGGGUUUUUCCUUGGAAAGGAGUGGGUCAAGUGGAAAACUGAUGGGAUCUGUGCUUUCUUAGGGACGGCACAAGCGGAAGUGUGGACGAGCCUGCAGUUACAUUUGAGUUAAACAGUUAUUGAUACUAACACUGUUUGUAAUGAUGCUUUUGUUUAUAUUUGUUUUUAGUAUGCGUGUUAGCCAUGUUUUAUAUACAAUUUUAGUCCUGUUCUUUCAACCUGGAAAGUUGGGCUGCUGCUGUAUUCAAGAUUUGUGCUAUCCGGCUUCGUGAAAGUAGCAGUUUGAGUUCUGGUGGCUCUCCUUGGCCCAGCAAGAUGAAGCAAGCUAUUGGAGAACCCUUUGUGUGGCCACUUGUUUCAACUGGGCAAAACUGCAUAGAGAGCCCUUUGCCCCAGCAGCAUACACUGGUUCCAAGGGAUGGCAAAGCCAAGCUGCCCAUUGGGAACAAGGUGUGCUAGAGGGGAAUACAAAACUGCAGUGCAAGGCAAAGCUUUAGCUGAAUUCUGCUAACCACUGUCUGCUUGUGCCCCUGGCAGGUGGUGAUGGAGAACAUGCGGAGGAAAUGCAAGUGCCACGGCACCUCGGGGAGCUGCCAACUGAAGACGUGCUGGCAGGUGACCCCUGAGUUCCGCCUGGUGGGCUCCCUACUCAAGGAGCGCUUCUAUGGGGCCAUGCUGAUCCGGCCCCACAACAGGAACACAGGGCAGAUGGAGCUGAGCCACGCCCGCCAGAGGCGCCGGGCCGGCAUCAGCGACCUGAUCUACUUUGAGAAGUCACCUGACUUCUGCGAGCGGGAGCCGGCACUGGACUCCAUGGGGACGCAAGGGCGCUUAUGCAACAAGACCAGCCCAGGCAUGGACAACUGCGAGAGCCUGUGCUGCGGGCGGGGACACAACAUCCUGCGGCAGACGCGCAGCGAGCGAUGCAACUGCAAGUUCCAUUGGUGUUGCUUCGUGGCCUGCGAGGAGUGCCGGCUCACAGAGUGGGUCAGCGUCUGCAAAUGAAGACCGUGGCCCCUGCUGGACGCUCCAGAGACUCUGCGGUUUCUACUGGGCACAGUGGAGCCCUGCAAAAAGCAGGAGGCACGGCUUGGGCAGCCUGGCACAUUUGUGUUUCACAUCAUCUCCCUGGCACUUCCUCUCCUCCUUUCUGACUUGUGCAUGAGCACUCAAGGGGUUCGGUUGUACAUGGGUGUUAGUCGCGAGCCUGGCACCUCUGAAGCACAAAGAGCUGCACGCCAUUGGGCUUAGCUGGAAUCCUUGACAUUAACUCCAGCUGCUUCUGGCCACUGGCAUCUCCAGCUGUGGUUCGAAGGCCCAGGAGACACCUACAUAGGUUCCUUCUGCAGAACCUCACUCAGUCCUCCCCCCGUGAUGUAUCUUACAAAUCCUGCACUGGGAUCAUUCAGGUGGCAGGCAGCCCUUACAGAACAAAAUACCUGUUUUUUCUUUUUUAAAAUCCUGGGUUGAAAUCAUAGAAUUGUAGAGUUGGAAAGGGACCGCAAGGGUCAUCUAGUCUAACACCCUGAAAUGCAGGAAUCUUUCACCCAACAUGGGGCUCAAAACCACGACACUGAGAUUAAGAGCUUUGUGCUCUACCGACUGAGCUAUACCAGCUGCCACAUUUCACGCUGGACCAAUUCAAGACCUGUUUUGGUUGCCGUUAGAAUCUUUGUUAUUCAGGAGAGAGAAAGAGAGAGAAAUUAAAAAUGCUGAGUUUGUUUAAAAUAAAUGUUUCUAGCAAGAGAUUGAAGGGUGGGGGCACAGAGACCUCUGACUCCAGUGUCCCAUACAGGCACUGUAGGCAUGUAGUAUGAUGGUAACUGUGGUUGGUAAAUUAUUUUAUUAUUGUGAGAAUAAAAGUGAAUCAGAGAU
Podarcis lilfordi (Lilford's wall lizard) is the source of this 53235-nucleotide messenger RNA. The record is from the annotation of a GenBank genome assembly. NCBI's taxonomy places the organism in Eukaryota, Metazoa, Chordata, Lepidosauria, Squamata, Lacertidae.